This is a messenger RNA of Podarcis lilfordi (Lilford's wall lizard), 64365 nucleotides long. The record is from the annotation of a GenBank genome assembly. Lineage: Eukaryota; Metazoa; Chordata; Lepidosauria; Squamata; Lacertidae.
AUGAAUGUUAGGAAAAAAGCAAGGCAGGCAGGCAGGCAGAAAGUUGCUCCUGCCAGCCAGCCAGCCAGCCAAGGGGAGGCAAGCGCGCUCCUCAUUGGGGCGCCGAGGGCUGGAGGCGGUUUCCCCCGGAGGGAGCGCGCUGCACAAACGCUUGGCCCGCAAUCCGACCUGCUUUUGUUCAAAGUUUAUGGCGAAGGCUGGAGGCGCAGGGAGGAGGCGGAGAGAGAAAGCUUCCAGCAGGCGGGGAGGGGGGGCAGAGGGAGGAGGCCCGGCCAGGCUGCUGCGGCCGGGCCGGAGGAAGCAGGAGUGCCCCUGGAGCUGCUCGCCUGCCUGGGCAAAGCCUCGGUGGCGGCGGCGGCGGCAGACAUCUCCAUCUCUCGCCGUGCGCCAUCAAUGGAAAUGGCGCAUUUGGCCCGAGGCGGCCUGCCAGGGCGCUUUUCUCCCGCCGCACAAUGCCUGGCCGCGGACGUCAUUCGCUUCCAGUGGCCUGCGGGGCAUUGGGGGAGCGUUUUCAAGCCGAGGCGCGGGGGGGGGGGGUCGGGGAGGAGAGAAUAAAACAAAAUCGGAUCCCCAAAGAAGAGCAGACAGGAGUCAUCGAAAAGGGGAGGGAAGGCUUAUUCUGCUGGCUCUCCGUUUGAGCCCCUCGAUCGCUGAGCUCGUCUUGUAAUUAAAAGAAGGGGGGAGAACCCGUCUCCAAAACUUGCUCCAGUUUAUCAACAAGUGCAGCAGCGGCCCGGGUGCUCCACUCGUUGUAACGAGGGAGGACUCCAACGAUGUGCAAAACGUGCCCUGCCUGACUUAUUUGGGAGCUGCAAAUUUAUGCCUAGUUGGGAAAUGCCCCGGGAAAUAUUACAUCAGACCAAAUGACAGUGAUUAAAAUCAGCUUUGCGCUCCCCCUCGCGCGCGCUCCCUCCCUUUCGCGCCCCCACCCCCACCUUUUCCUUCUUUUGCACUAAAGUCUCUCUGGAAGGGACGUGGCCCUGAGGACUCCGGCGGCGCCAAACCGUUAUCCUCCCCCCCCACCCCCAGCCAAGAAAGACGAAGAGGCAGGACCGUUAGCAAAAAAAAUAGGCGAGAUUUCGACACAGGACCCAAAGCUUGGUGCUCGCGAGGAGAGAGGGGGGGAAAGCGAUUUUGCAGGGGGAAGUCGGUGCGACGGGGAGGCGGCAGAUUUGCAACAGGAUUUUUUUUUCUUUUUAAAAAUUAAAGCAAGACACAGAAAGAGUUAAUUUAGAAAAAUAAAUAACAACAACAAUUCCGGCGGUGGGGAGGGCAGAUUUUGCAGAAGGUUGGGGCCAAGAUCGGCUUUUCCUGCGAAACUAGCCCAGGCGAGAGGAGAGCGAAAAGGGCUGAGCUAAUUGCAGCCUAACGUGGCGGCGGAGCCGGAGGCGUUUUUUCAGAGCCCAGAGCGAGAAGCCGCUGCUGCCGCCGUCUCCCUUUCGCGGUUUCCUUUCUCUCUCUCUCUCUCCCCCUUCUUUUUUCCCUCCCUUUCCCCCCUCCUCUCCCCGCGUUAUUUAGAGAGGAGAUUAUUGCCUUUCUUCUCCCGAGCAGCCUCGGCUCCUCUGUUUUAAGGCUCUUCUCUCCCCGAUCCCCCCCUCCUCCUCCGCCACCCCGCUUUCCUCCCCUCCCCGCGCAGACGAGGCAAAACAAACAGAAAAGAAGAAAAGAGAGAGAGAGGAGAAGAAGAAGAAGCCUGGGCAAAUAGAUCUACAAUAAUAUUGCAUCGCGGCGGCGGCGGCAGCAGGGUCGGAGGCAGCUCAGCCAGAGGAACCUACAAAGGCGCCCCGAGCUCCCUCCGCCUUGCCAAGCGAGCGGCGCGGAGGACGGGGGGCUUGGCCCAGCUCGUCGGCGUUUCUUCUUCGCCGCCUGCGCUCAAGGUAAGGCGGGCGACCCGGGCUGGCGGGGGAAGGCGGGCGGGCGAGCGGGCUCCUCCUGCUUGCCUCCCUCUCUCUGCUUCCUCCUUUGGUUUGCACCGUGCGCGCCUUCCAAAGCAGGGGAUCCCCCCUCCCCAAGUGGUUCUUGCAACUCAACUCGGAUCUUGGGUCUUGUGUGUGCAGUUGCCUUUUUUAAAGCUACAGUGACACUUCCAGCCAAACCCUUCCUUUGCACCGUGUGUGUGUGUGUGUGUGUGCACGCGUGUGCACGCAUGGCUCCGUGCGCGCGCUUGUUCCGCGCGGCCGCGCGUAUGUGUGUAGCUUUGCCUUUUAUUAUUUUUUUUCUCCCGUUAAAAAAAAAAAAAGACAAAAAAGGCAGGAGGCAGCAGCGAUGAUGGCCAGCUUGGCUGGAGCCCCCUGGCCCGAGGCUGCUCGCCUCUCGCUGCUGCCCUCCUAGCAUCAAGCUGGAGAAGCGGGGAGAGGGGUGGAAAGGGGGAGGGGGAAGUGGAAAGGAUCCGGGCAAAGGGAGCUGCGGCUGGCGUGGAGGGAAGCGCGCGGCGCUCGCUGGGGCCCCCGCGGCGUUUGAAUGGUACAUGCACGAGCGAGCGCGCCUUGACAGCCGCCGCGGCUUUGGAAGGGGGGGGAUCGGUGGUUGGGGUGACGAUGAGGGGCGCCAGAAAGGGCUGCCGGCUGCUUUGGGGGUGAGUGCCGUGCGGGGCGGGGGGCAACAUUGGCGCUCCUAGUGCUUUCCGUUUUCUCCUCGGCUGGGUGAUAAGGGGGGGCGUCCCUUCUUUAGGAAGCCCCCUUCCCCGAGGGCUGGUUCUGCACAAAAGGCCAAAGAAAUGGUGAGGAUGAUGAAGGAAAAGCGCUUGGAGGGAACGGGUGAGAGGGGGAGCCAAAGCCCCAGGCAGGCAGGCAGGCGGGCUGUGAAUGAAAGUCUGGCGCCAGCGAUUAGGAGAGGGCGGCGAGCCGAGCCGGCUUGGCCCAGGACUGCCGGCGAUCGUCGGUUUGCGCUGUCGGUACACGCCGCGCGCGGGGCUCCCCAAGCCCUGCUCUAGGGCUGGAGCUCCCCUUUCUAGAGGGGGGGGGACACUACUCUUCCAUCUGCCUGCUUUGCUGCUUCUGUGAAAGAAGAAAAGCCGCCAUGUUGCUCUUUUAAUUUAAUUUUAUUCUUUGAUUUUUGUUUGUUUGUUUGCUUCCCGCUACUGCUGGGAGCUUUUCUUUGGCAAAGCCAAAAGUUUGGAGCGAGCCUCCCUGAAUGCUGUUUAGAGGAUGACCAGCACUCAAAAAGGAGACCGGCGCGGGGUGUUUGGAUGUGUUGGGCCACUUGCACGCUGGCGAGUAGAUGGGGAUGCCUGCUUGAGUUUGUGCGGAGAUUUAGUCUUAAAGACCCCCCAGGCUGCUCUCUGAUACAGAACUUAACCUGGGGGCCCAUUCAACAUAAUGGGAUGGCCCUCCACGUGAGCCUGCAGAAGACUGCACUUUCAAUACAGAGGGAAGUUUCAGCUGGGACCCGUGCAACUUCUUCCUGCGGAGGAAAGUGCAGGCUUGUGUGUUCUGUUUGUUUGUGUGCACACAUAGGAUGGAGGGACAGAAAGCACCUUUCGGACCAAGUUCUGUGCUUAAGUGAGCUGGGAAAUUUUUAAGGGAAGCCACUUCCUAGCAAUAGCUCUGGCUGAACUCUCCAUCUACUCCCAUAAAGAAACCGAGGCAGAUAUUGACAGGAGGCCAUGAACUUGCACCCUUCCACACUCCUAAUGACCAGAUUACACCUCAGCUGUCAACUCCCUGCUUGUGCAGUUGUUCCACCCCCUGCAUCCCUGGGUUUUUAAAGGCUACCAACUGUGGAGAGCUGAGCAUCUUUUGCACAGACAAAGGUGUCCAGGCCUUCUAUGUCUUAACCCACGGGCACAUUUUCUACGGAAAGGUUAAAAGACUUUUGCAAAAGGGAGGGGAGCACUAAUAUUCUCCAAAGGCUCUUGAGGACAAGGACUUUGGGGGGCAGAAAAGGUGCUUAUAUCCAGAUGCUGCCCUAGCCCUGCCUUUGACCAAGAGAGCCCAACAAAGGGAUGGUCCAGAGAGCAGGUUUUAGAUUUGAUCUGAUAUAGGCAGGGGGUGCAGCCCAGGAAGGUCUCCUGCACAAGCUCCCUUGAAAGUGGGGUGGAGGUGGGAAGGGAAGCUGUGCCAGGCCCCCCUUCAUUCCAGGGGGACUCCUGCAGACAUUCCUGCUGGACUCUAGUCCUUAGCCACAGAGCAGUUUGGAUGCACUUGAAGCUUUUGAUAAGCGGCUGGCUGGCUGAAAGGAAGAUGUCCCUUUUGCAUCCCAGAGAAGAGCGGGGGGGGGGGGGAGUAUAUUGCACUGUUUCAAGGCAUCUCUUAAAAACCCGCAGUUUUCAUUUCAUCUCUUAAAUGGGCAUGAAGGAAUUAAACUGCAUGAGUGAAUAACAGCAUUAGUUUCAAUUAAUUUUUUUUAUCCUGGCAACAAUAAACUUUAGAAACAAAAGCGUUUUUACAUCCUUAAUUAGUCUGGCUUCCCAUCUGUAGGCUUUUAAGUGUCUGUGUGCCUUGAUUUAAACUUUGUCCUUCUUUUGGAGCUCCUUUCUUUGCCUGCUUUCCCCCUUUUUUGUUUUGUUUUUAAUCCCUGCAUACCAUUUGCUGUAGUUUCCUAUUGUUUGCAACCUCUCACCUUCCCUCCCUUGGCCUUUGCCUGCUUUGCCUUUUAGUUUCUGCAGUUGCUUUCAGGUAUACAGAUAUAUAUAUUUCUCCCCUUCCCCUCCAAAAAAACACAAUCCCACCCCAUCAUCAGCAGUAUUGGUUACUAUGGCCCCCCAGGGUGUGUAUAUACAAAAAAGGGAAAGUUUUAUCCAUCCCAAACUUAUUUUGCACUUUUGAAGUCUUGUUUUUUUUUUUUAAGGAGGAUUUCAAAUUGUAGCAUCUAGAGUGUAUAUUAAAUGAAUAAUAUUCCUGUAGGCUUGUGUGUGUGAGAGAGAGAAUGAAGACAGAGGCAACACCCUGGAAAUUUCUGCAGUCUUUCAGCAUUCUCUGCCCCAGGGUGAUAGCCCUGGGCAUGGAGUUGAAUGGAGCUCUUACAACUGCCUUCUGUUUACCUUUUAUGGUUAAAAUAACAGCUUAGCAAAGAAGCAACUUCAUGGGGAAGCGAUUCGGUGAAAUCAUUGCAAGCUGUAGCAGCCUAGCUAGUUUAAUCACCCCUAGAGAGCAGAACAACUGUGAGCUCAAUGGGACACAAAAUCAUUUUGUGUGUAAAUGAGCAUAGGAUGGUGGUUAUUUCACUUUCCACGGGCAAAUAGUUUUUACAAGCAGCACUUAGGCAGUUAGCACAGGAAGGCGGGAAGAAAUAAGCUGCCUUUUGGAAGAUCCUGGUGAGAGAUGCUAGAAAGCUACUCUGCACACCAACAUGGAGGCAGUUUGGGUAUCAGGUCUGUUGGUUAUUGGCAUCAUCCAAUGAGAUUUCUUUUGAAUGAGAGCAUUGCAAGACUGCCCAUUCAUUUCGAGCAGGGCUGGUGCAGGAGAAUUUCCUAGUGAAUCAGUGUCUCUGCCUUCAGCAAACUCCCAGAGAUCCUCUUCCUGUGUAGACAAACCACACAGGGAUAAUUUGAACUACUACAGUGUGCUUAGUUUACAUACACACACACACACACACACACACACACACACAAUUCUUAAUUACUCUGUAAAAACUUUCACUUGAGACUGCCUCAGAAUAUGUCAAAAGUUCAUUUCAGAAGCAGUAAACCAAAAGACAGUUUGAUUCUUUCAGUGCAUUCUUUAGAUACAAAUACAAAAAUAUUUACCUUUUCUCUGAAUACUUUUUGCUGGUGUAGAUACAGUGCUUGAGAAAAAUGUCAUCUUAAGUGAAUGAGAGCAAAAGAGUCAGUUGCACGUUUACAGUUCAACUCAUAAUAUCCAUCUUCUGUGACAAAAACAAACAAACACCUGGGUGGUGUUUUUGUAAUCUGCAUACCCAUCUUUCUAGUCCACUCUGAAUUCAGAUCUGGGUCCCCAUUAGAUUUAGAUUAGCAUCUGCUCAAUUUUGUGGACUGCAGACUUGAAUAAUUUUUUUUCUGCAUCUAACAAGUGAGAGACAGCAACAGUGCACAGAGCCAUGCAAGGGAAUAGUAUAAAUUGCUAGAUUGCACAGUUGACAUCCAGGAUGAGAAAUUAAUGUUGUAGCCCUAUGCAAAAUUGCUGGAAAGUGAGCCCCAUUGGAAACAGAUGGACUUACUUCUGAGUAAAAAUGCUUGUGAUGGAGCUGUGAGCCUGCAGUCCUAAUCACUCUUACCAGGGUUAUGCCUCAUAGAGUAGAACUUGAUUCCAAGGAGACAUAUUUUGUAUGAGGGACCCUCAGACAGAGAUGUUGCUGUUGUAGGUUAGCUAGAACACUUGGACUACACUCUUGAUUCUGUAAAUUCAAUGGGAAUCCUGCUUCUGCAAAUCGGAACAGCCUGCGCCUUCUGCCUUUAUCUAGCGGCUGUCAUUUCUUGGCAGAAGUCUCUAUUGCAAGAUAAAACCAUUGCAAAGUAAGAAUUGAAGGGCUUUCUCUGUGCUAAGAUUUCAUUCUGAAGGAGGAAGAAGGCAGAACGGUGAUUAUUCACAAAGGAAAUUGCUGCCUUUAGUUAUAGGGACUUCCUAGGCAGCUCCUGUAACACUAUUAUUAGGGGAUAAUAGGCUAGCUGGGGUCAGAACAAAGACAGGCAGCGCUGACAUCAAGCUUCUAGCUGGAGACCCCCAAAAAUUUAAACCCAGGAAUCUAGUACGUAUAAGAGCUUAUUGUGUUUUUUUGGUGUUGGGAGAAUUUAUAGGCAUCUGGGGAGAUGGGGCACCUACAAGCAGGAAGAAAUGGCAGAAGACAAUGGGGCUGACACUCUGAAAUUAUUUGUUGAAAGCAAGUAGUUCCGUUGAUGAUGUGAAAUAUUUGCUUAAGAUGGCUCAGGGCAAGAACCAAGAGACAUUUGCUCUUUUAAAGAAUUCAGCCCCUCUCCUUGAAGGUGGUGCUAUUGUCAAAAUGCUAAUGAUAAUUUCCUGCCAACUGGCUGAAGUUUCUGGGACAGCACUAAUCUUUGGGGUAGUGCUCAGGUUAGAUGUCCGUUCUGCACUCCUGCGUGUCAAGACAGAAAAGGAUGUGGAUCCGUAAUGGGGUGAUGUAUUUCUGGUGGCAGAGUGGCAAAACAGUCAAUUAAACGUGGAGUUUAUAUUCUUUGUACCGAUGUCCCAAAAUUACUUUUCAGUCAGUUUCUAUGCAAUUCGGAAAAGCAAAUGUUUUCUGCCUGUUGGGGUGAUUUUGUCCAAGCUAGUCGUAUUGUUGCGAUGAUGUUAAAAAGGGAGACUUUGGAUUCUGAGAAGUACGGUCAAAGGAGUCUGUAAGAAAUGGAAAUUCACUGUGAAAUAUUGCAUAGGGUGUGCCUGUCGGAUGUUAGCAGAAUAUAGAUGCUCUGUGUUUUGACUGCAAAUAAAAAUACCAAGUCAAUUAAAUUAUUCUCUGAAAUGUUUCAUAGCUGUAAUAUUUGGCAUAUUUUGCUGUAAUGAGUGGGCGGGGGUGUGUGUUUAGAAAUGAAGUUUAUAGGCUGUGCCACUUGGAAUGCCUUGCAAGAUUUUGUGUUGGUUGCCUGUAUGUGCGACAGUAUUGUUUUAUCCAGAUUAUUAUUUAUUAAUUUAUAUAGCACUUAUGUGUCGGAAUAGCUUCUAAGCAUUAAAGCAAACUGAAGUACCUACUGUCUGUCAAAGUUUAAAAUCUGAUUGUUAUUCUCUCGAAGGCUGAGGGCAAUCAAAUUUCUUGACAUUUUCAUAGAAAUCUGAAUUUUAGUGAAUAAAUUUAUGGAAAGAAAGUUUUGAGUUUAAACUCCUUUUUUUAAAAAGAAAGAAAGAAAGAACUGACUAUAAACAUGAUUGUUGUCUGUAUGCCUAGAUAGGUCUGUAAUAUAUGACUUCAGCUGAGAACACAAGAUAUUUGGAAAUGGUAUACAGAGGGUAACAGUGGUCACUUUUUAAAUGACAUUUUUUGUUCUAGCCUCCUCUUCAGCUAGAAGGCUUUUCCUCUAGAUAAAAAAUAGGUAUUAGUAGUUGUGUUGUGUAGGUAGUUUUUUGGUUUUUUUUAAAUGUUCUAUGUUUGAUGCGAAUUUUACUACAUGUCUAAAUGAAAUGCCUUAGGUACUGAGGAAGUCACUAAUUUAGAGGUGUCUCGUUACUGAGACAAACUUGCAAAAACCCCUGAAUCCCAAUUCACAAAUUGGUUAUUCGUUUGUCAGGGGAUAUUUCACAUCUAACACAUAAGCCCGCGACCUUUAAUUAGAAUUUUGCAGUUUGUUUUAUGCCCCUUGAGGCUGACACCUUGAAAAAGAUCCCCCCCCCCCCCGCUUGAUUUCUUAUUGCUAAUAAGCAUCUUUUCUCUUUGCCCGCUGGUCCUUUGAAGAGUAUGAUGCAAAUACACUUAAUUACGAAGGUGGCAAUAAUUUGUUAGCUGAAUAUGUGAUCAGGCAGAUGCAAAAAUGAUCUUAUUAGAUCUGUGAUCUCAUUGGAAUCAAGGUAAAGCACAGCUGUGCUUAAGAGGAUUUUUCUUCUUCUCUUUUUUCUGUUGGGGCUUCUAGGAGGAAGGCAGAGCGAUGUCCCGGCUGUCUUUAACACGGUCUCCGGUUUCUCCAUUGGCUGCCCAAGGAAUCCCUCUCCCAGCUCAGCUCACCAAAUCCAAUGCCCCCGUGCACAUUGAUGUAGGAGGACACAUGUACACCAGUAGCCUGGCCACCUUGACAAAGUACCCAGAUUCCAGGUAAGGUCAACACUUUUCCUGGCAGCGUCCAACGCAUGGAACUUAACGCUCUUUGAUAGCAGGAAUUCAGCCGUAAGACGAGUAGAAUCGGAAACUGCGAAGUGCUUGUGCUGUUUCCAGAUUGAACCCUCCGAUACAUUCCUUGCCUUCUGUCUUGCAACGUUGUGUUUGAAGCACCUGUUGCGAUUGCUGUCCGCCUUUGCCAGUACCCCUGCUUUGUAGCUAAAUAAAUGUGCCCAUUGAAAGGUAAUUUUAACCCAGGUGUGUGCACACUCUUGGCAUCCCCAAAGAGAGUUCGCAAAGAGUUUUCCGGUUGUGCCUUUUCAGUGAAUUUGUCACCGGUGGGAAUUUGCUCGCUUGUUCUCCAGUCACUUUUGUUUUGAAAUUGUUUUGAUGGAGCUUAAUUUGCAAGUCUGUUUCAUCUGCAGUAAUCCUGAGCUCAGAAACAGAAAAAAGGAAGUGCAGCUGAAAGAAAUUGUAUUCAUAUGCGAAUUAAUGUGCUCAAGGUUGACUUGAGAGACAGUAAUUUGUUGACGAUUCUCCACUGCAUUGUCAUUUCUUGGUUCUUCCAGUUUAUUUGGGAAUAAGUCCCAUUUAGGUGCAAUCUUUGCAUCUAAGCACUUUCUUACAGACACACAAGUCCGAAAGAAAUUAAUAAGCAAACGUGCAGCAUUGUAGUGUUUGCUGGUGCCUUUCAGGGCAAACAUCUUCUUCAAAGCUGCGCAUAAGUUUGUUGCUGCACAUAUCUGAGUUGUGUACCAUUCUAGCGGUUAGAUGCUAAAGACCCACUUAUCUUGUAAAGCUUGUUGUCAAGAUACUGAGUUUCUGGGGAAGAGGCUGUCCUGGGAAGGUGUUUAGAUUAAGUUUUAGGGGUCCCCCCAAAAACCUGAAUGAUGGAUGGGAUUUAAUUUUUAUGUGCAUCAGAAUAUGUCGGCUUCACUGGUCCGAUUCUGUGAUGUAAUGGCAAUUAAGAGAGGCUUGGUUCAUGCUCUAUAAUGAUUCAGAGACUCACAGUUGAAAAGAGAGGAAGCUACAUAUGCAAAACUUUCAAAUCUCUCAUUAUAAAAGAAGCUCCUUCAGGUCUCAAAAUUGGUACCAGGUCUGCAGACUGAGGGAUAAAUCUGUUAGAAAGAUUCCUACACAAGCCCAGUGCAUGGUUUCUGUGCUGUUGAGAAAAUCCUCAAUUGCUUUUUGUAGGUUCAUUGUGCAAGAACUUUCCAGUGAAUGUCUUCCUGGGUCUGUCGAUCUGACUCCAUGUUUGCCCUCGACUGUCAGAGGUUCUGCUUCACACAUUAUAAGUGUGUACCUAAACAUGCAGCGUAUGGGUGAGACAGGCACAUGAUUGCUAACGUAGAUCACAUAGGUUCACUGCUCAGAGGGCCAGGGUUGUCUGCAGCUUCCCUAUCACUGUCAAGAGUACACUUGGUAGCAAACAUGGGUUUGUUUUGGUGCGUAAUGUGUUGGAACCCCUCAGUGCAGGUCUUGUUGGGCUACAACUCCCAUCAUCUGUGGCUAUUGGCCAUGCUGGCUGGGGCUGAUGGGAACUGGAGUCCCAACAACAUUUGAAGGGGCACAGGUACCUCGUCUCUGCCUAAGCAGUUAAAGUCUGGCUGCGAGAUAAUACAUGUAUAAUACAUGACCUUUACUUCUACAAUGUGGAAAUAUGAUUUCUCCUCAGAAGGAUAAAGUGUUCAAUUUUUUUGUGCAAUUUCUUUUUGAAUUUGAGUUUUUUGCAUUGAUUCUGGCAAACCUCUAAACCCAAAAUAGAGAUAGCCUGCACUAUGGCUGUGAUUUCGUUCCGGGGUAGAUGGAGUGGAAUACUUUAAUGACCUUUAGGAAAGAAUCAUGGCCUGAAAUAUUUAUCAUUUAAACUACGAAUAUGAUUAAUUACUCUCCCCCGCUGUCUGAUUUCUAAGGGGAUGUUUAUUUGAAGGUGCUGAUUUGAAGUUUAUUGCGACAGCAUCAGCCCAGUGCAUAAAUAUGCUUAAUAUAACGACGCAAGUGAGAGAUUUGGGUUGUGAGGCUUUCAAACUGGGUUCUUCAAAAGCUUUUCUGUGUGGGGGUAGGAGACCCACAGGUCAUAUCUGCCCCCUACAAAUGUGCCUCCCACAUUUGCCUUUUUUGCAAAGAAAAGAAUUUUAUUUUUGUUGUUAAUCUGUGUUCAGCUUGCUCUUCUUCCUCACCCUUUGCUAGCUGUUGUUGGGCUUUCUUGGGUGUCCAAAACACCUCAUGUCUCUAAAUCAGUUGCCUCUUUUUACCUCUAAAGGGGGCCUUUUUCUCCCUCUGGGGUGCUGCUAUUGUAGGAAAGUCUUAGGAAGAAGGGCUCCUUUCUGUUUCCCAAGAUGGUGGAGCCUCAGAAGAGGGAAGAAAGGUAAAGCAAGGACUUCCUUCCACCGCUGAACUCCAUUCUUCUUUGCUAAUUAGCAAAAGAGUGCUGGGGUCUGAAUAUUGUGUGUUCGUCUGAAUGUGUGUAUGCACAUCUGUGUGUGCAUGCGAAGGAGGCAUACAGCCCUCAGGGUUGGCCAGCCCUCGUUGUGGUCCUUGGGUCAGUAAAGGUUAGCCACUCCUGAUAUAAGUGGCCACAUUCACAUAAUAGACAUAAAGUGCUGUGAUAUCACUUUAAACCGUCACGGCUUCCCCCAGAGAAUUCUGGGAGCUACAGUUUGUCAAGGGUGCUGAGAGUUGUUAGGAGACUCCUAUAACCCUCACAGAGCUACCGUUCCCAGAAUGGCUUAACAAUCAGGCCCUCUUCCCAGGGAACUCUGGGGAUUUUAGCUUUGAGAGAAGGAAUAGGUGGCCUCCCAACAACUCUCAGCCACCUUAACAAACUACAUCUCCCAGGAUCCUUUGGGAGGAAGCCAUUGCUGUUUAAAGUGAUAGGACGCUGUUUGAAAUGUAUAGUACAUUUCAGUGGGACCUCAUAGGGCAGCCUUUGUCGACCUGACACCCUCCAGAUGCCUUGGACCACAACUCCCAUCAUUCCCAGCCACGAGGAGACCAGGAAGAUAGAAGGGAGCAGAAUGAUCGCUUGGCCCAUGUCGACUAUGGCUGGUCUCCUACCAAGUUGUACUUAAGGGUAGUAGGGAUGUGGGGUGUAUUGCAGGACAUGCUUUUAAUUCAUGGUGCUAGUAAGGGCCAACUGUGCCCUGCCUGAACUCUACAUGUGCUCUGGAACACUUCUGUAGCUCCAUGGAAGCACAUGCCUCACCGAAAAAAGGAUAUUGCAGAGUUGAAAAAGUUUCAAAGGGCAACCCACAAAUGAUGAAGGUGAAUGAAUGAAAAAAUUAAAAUAAAGGUGAUGGAGUGACUCCCUUAUAAAGAUAGGUUGCAGUGUUUGGGACUUUUUAGUUUAGAGAAAAGGCGACCUGGUAGAGGUUUAUGAAACUGUGUAUGGCGCUGAGAAAGUGGAUAGAGAAAGUUCUUCUCCCUCAUAACACAAGGACUUGUGGACAUCCAACGAAGGUGAAUGUUGGAAGAUAAAGGACAGAGAAAAGAAAGUACUACCUCACACUGUGCAAACUAUGGAACUGGCUCCCUCGGGAGGCAGUGAUGGCCACCAUCUUGGAUGGCUUUAAACAGGGUUAGACAAAUGCAUGGAAGACAGAGCCACCAACGGCUACUAGCCAUGAUGGUUAUGCUCUACCUCUGCAGUUGGAGACAUCAAUGCCUCUGAAUACCAGUAGGAGGAGAGAGGGAUCUUGUUCUCGGGUCCUUUUUGUGGGUUUCCCUCAGGCAUCUGGUUGGCCACUAUAGGAACAGGAUUCUGGACUAGAGUAGAUGGGCCAGGCCUAAUCAGCAGGAAUGUUCUUGUGUUCUUAUGCUUGGUUGUACAGAAGGUCCAAGGUUCAGCCUCCAUCAUCUCCCUGUAGAGCUGGAGAAGGCGUUUUCUUGGAGGGCGGUUGCUUGUCAGUGCGGUCAGACCUGAGCCUAAUAGGCCCAUGGUCUGAUUUAGUGUAAGGCAGCCUCCGGGAUUCCCAUAAUCCCCGGCAAAAUGCAGUCCCAUGUCCAUUAGCUGCAAAGCCAAUGUUGGAAGAAUUGCUUGAAGGCAGAAGGUUUGGAAGCCGCUGAUAUUAAGUACGCAGAAGUUCAGAGAAAGCGCUGCAGCCCCAAACAUCUGUUUCAUGAUUAAAGGAAAAAGCAGGAGUGGGGAGAAAGAAGGAAGAAAGGAGGGAAAAUAACAACUGGAAAUAUUUAAAGUAUUAUCCACACUGGAAUUGUUGAAGAGAAACGAGUAUGAAACAUGGAAAAAUGAGAUGUGAGGAAAAUUAAUUCCUAAGUUUAAUUUAGGUUUGGUGAAUCAUAGAAUUGUAGAGUUGGAAGGGAAUCCCAAGGAUCAUCUAGUCCAACCCCUUGCAAUGAAAGAAUCUCAACUAAUAAGUUUACAGUACAAACCUCUGGGAGAGGACCAGUCAAAGAGGAUAAUCUGUUUGUCUGAAUAUCACAGUCAAACAAACGGCAACAGGGAGUGGGACCUAGGGCAUGCUGAAUUUUUCAACUUUCAAAUUCCAAAAACGAGGGGUUCUAAAAAGUUGUAAUAUGACUUGGGAAUUCAAAAGAUAUUUUUAUUACAUUAAUUUUAAUUUAGCUUUGCUUGAUAAGUAAAAUGUGUGUAAAAUUGCAUAGAAAUCAUUAAAAAUGAUAGCCAAGAACUUGCUAUGUUAUGUUAUGUUAUGUUAUGUUAUGUUAUGUUAUCAUUUAGCAUUACCUGACAUUUUCAAAAGGUAUCAUGAAAAUGCUUUGGUUUUCCAAGAGCAGUUAAUAUGCUUUUCAAUCAAACAUAGAUUUACCAAGCUAAAUGUUGUCCAGUCACAAAAAUAAUAGCAGAUUUGAAUAGCCAGACUCCUCACUGAAGAAAUUUGCAAAAAUUAAAUUUCAUCCCCUAAAAUGACAUGCCCUAGCAGGACACUGUAUCUUAAUAUUCAUGGUUAGCAGCAGGAAGGGCAUUUGCAGGGCCAAAUUGGUGGUGGCAGUGCAGGGGGAGCUUAACCCUUCCACUGAUUCUUCCCUAGAGGCCCCCCUUUUUUUUCUUGGUUCCAAAGUGGGAACUGGGCCCAGUUUUUGAGUAGAGGGAGGGAGGUUUAGGAGGGAAUCACAGGGCACAGAUACUCCCUUCCUGUAUUCGCAUGAUGGCUAAGUAGCAGACUUACUGACAAUGUAAUUUGAUGUUUGCACUAAGCGUAGCAACCUAAGAGUUCAUAGAAGUUCAGAGGUGGUUUGUGUACUUCCUUUGUUCUCUUGAUACAUUAGCAAAAUAUGUUGCACGUUACCCACUCUGUACUUUGCUUUUGUUAUUUGGAGCUAAACGAUGAAGGAUGAAUCUUUCUCACACGAUACCUACGACAUCGCCUUACCCCAUAUGUUCCCAAUUAACCUCUUCAAGCAGUUGUACUGGAACUGAUAUAGGUGCCACAAAAUACCCAUUCUGCAUUUGUAAAGACGUUGGAACUCCCUGCCUAUUAACAUCAAGCAAGUGCUUUAAUGUACUCUUGUCAUGACCUGCUAAAAGCUUUUUCAUUUAGAGAAGCCUACGGAGGUGUUGAGAAAGUUGAUGCAAGCACCAGUCUUUUUUAGUCUGUUGUAAUCUUAGCUUCUUGAAAGUUUUUAAUUACUGCUGUUAGUUUUUUCUUAUUGAUUAUUUUAUUGUUUUAUCUCUUUUUUUUUGUAAGCUGCUGCUUUGAUGGUUAACCACCACCCCCUCCAUUAAGUAGUGUGUAAAUUUUUAUGAAAUAAAUAAAUAAAAUAAUAAUCUCUUAGGAUGUUUGUGAGAUAACGUUAUCUCAGGAAACAAACCUUCAAGGCAGGUCACACUUCUUACCCUCGUGUCGGGUUGGAUGUGGGCUUGUCCCAGCGAGCUCUGCAUUCAAAUCCAUCCAUGGGCAAGCCAUACUCUCUCACCCUAACCUACCUCACAGGGUUGCUGUGAGGAGAAAAUGAGAUCCCUCCAGCAAUCCAGAUCUUGCUGGACUUCCAAGCCCCACCAUCCCUGACCCUUGACCAUGAUGGCUGGAACUUAUGAGAGUUGGAAUCCAACAACGUUAGGAGGGCCACAGGUUCCCCACCCCUGGUAUAAAGCACCUUCUCAGUGGUGACUCCCCUCUUGUAGAAUGCUUUCCAUAGGGAGGCUCUCCUGGUGCCCUCUGUCUAGUUUAGGCACUAGGCAAAAACUUCCCUGUUUACCUGGGCGUUUGUUUUGGCACUUAGAUGAAGAGGCUUUUAUGUGAAUGUGGUCUUUUUUGGUGGGACAGGAUCUUCUAGCCCUGCCUUUUGUUUGUAUAGAUGUGUUUGUUUGGAUUUUUUAGGCUUUUAAUAUUUAUUGCUAAUAUUUCUGUUGUGAUUGUACGUUGCUUUGAGUCGUUUUGGAGUAAUGCAACGAAAAUAUAUUCUUAAUGAUGAUCAUAACAAUAACCAAUGCAAUAAAAAUAGUAAUGCAUACAGAGCAUUGAACCCAAUUGGCAGCUCUGUCGUUAAAACUCCAGAGGCAGGGGUGCUUGAAGUUAAUAAGCAAGAGGUGAGAGAGAAAGAAUGGAGAAGGAGCAGCGAUUUUAGGAUAAUUCAGAAGGAGAGACCAGUGACUCUUUAGCCAAAUAAGGAAGAGGAGGGGAAAUGUACAGUGGACAUAAAAGCCAGCAAAUUGGAAAAGUGAAAACGUUCUAGGUGCAAAGUACCAUCUAACCAGGGUAGCGUGGGAAAUCUCAUUAGUGACGUAGACCGAGAGGUAAAGAAUGGGUUAGGAGCAGGUGAGAGAGGAAGAGCCAGAGAUUUUGCCUAUUCCAGAGGGGAGCAUAUGUUUGUAUCCUCUUUCAGUGGCUCAUAGAGGCAUUGAUACACUUCCCAGGUGCAAGGAUAAGAAGAACCACUUAGCAGUCUCCCUUAGAAUUAGGUAGCCAAAAUACACCAGGAGUCUCUUGACUUCUUGCCCUGAUCAUGUAAAGGUGAAAGCCAACUUGGACUUCAAGGCAAAGGAAUCUCCUCUGUGACAGGGAGCUGAGAGGAACCUAUUCUUUACUGGGUCGCCUUGAGCCUUAACUGAUUAAGUAUAAAAUUGAUAAGCACUGAGGGGGGCAAAGGAGAAUUAGGGGUGCAGGGAGGUGGAGCAAAGCCAGUAUGGUGUAGUGGUUAGAGUGUGGGACUAGGGAGACCAGGGUUCAAAUCCCCACUCAGCUAUGAAGCUCACUGGACUGACCUUGGGCCAGUCACUGUCUCUCAGCUUAACCUACCUCGUAGGGUUGUUGUGGGGAUUAAAUGAGGAGGAGGAGAAUCAUGUACACCACCCUGCACACUUUGGAGGGGGGAAGGUGACACAUAAAUGCAGUACAGUGGUACCUCGGGUUACAGACGCUUCAGGUUACAGACUCCGCUAAUCCAGAAAUAGUACCUCUGGUUAAGAACUUUGCUUCAGGAUGAGAACAGAAAUCACGCGGUGGCAGCAGCGGGAGGCCCCAUUAGCUAAAGUGGUGCUUCAGGUUAAGAACAGUUUCAGGUUAAGAACGGACCCCCAGAACAAAUUAAGUUCUUAACCCGAGGUACCACUGUAAACAAACAAACAAACUGCUUGCGGUUUAGAAGGACUCAACAUGGUUUUAUGUUUGGGGUUUGGUCCUCCAGUGUUUGGAAAUACGAGAGAAGGGGUUUUCCUAGAACAGGGGUGGAGAGGGAGAGGACUUGCAGGACUUCAGGCUUCUCAUGGGUGGUGAUCACAAAGGUGUGUGGUAUGCAAAUAGGGUCUUCAGGCAAGCAUCUUCUCUUAGGAAGCAACAAUGCUCCUGAAUACCAGUUGCUGGAAACCACAGGACGGGGAGAGGUUUCUUGAGCUUGAAUCCUUUCACAUUCCUCACAGGUUGCACACUGUAAGAACAGGAUGCUGGAAUAGAUGGGGCAUUUACCUGACCCAGCAGGCUCUUCUUCUGUUCUCCGCCAGAGCUCUAUGACAGCCAGUUAGCAGAUACACACUUUGGCUGGCUUUGUAUCAGGAACCAGGGAGGGAGGGAGACCUCAGCUUAUCCUGAGGUUUUCUCAUACCUCUUGGCACAACAGACGAGAGUCACUCCUGUUAAUAAUGCAGAAGCAGAUGUGGGGAACCUUUGGACCUCCAGAUGUUGUUGGACUACAACUCCCAUCAUCCUUGGCUGUUCUUGCUGAGGUUGAUGGGCAUUGUAGUUCAGUAACAGCAAGAGGACCAGUGGCUCCCCACACUCAUUUUAAAGAAAGGUCUUGCCUGCGUCCUCUAAACCUUGGCUUGGUUCACCUUCCCAGAUAAAUAUGUAGUUGCUAGAGGAUAUUUAAAAUGUCACAGAGACUAAGCUUCUUAGCAACACCUUUCAUGACCUAGAUGGAAGCCAACUCAUUUUCAUUGAGACCUACAGUGGGUUUAAAUGACAAGAAAGGAGAUUUUUUUACUAAAGUGUAGGAGGAACUUUCUGGCCGUCAGAGCUGUUCAACAGUGGAACGGACUCCUUCAGAAGGCAGUGGACUCUCCUUCAUCGGAGGUUUUUAAGCAGAGGUUGGGUGGCCAUCUGUCAGGGAAUCUUCAGGUGUGAUUCCUACAUUGCAGGGGGUUGGACCAGGUGACCCAGGAGGCCCCUUCUCACUCUACGAUUCAAUGAUUCUGUCACCAGCUUUUGCAGACUGAAAGAAAGGUAACAAUGCUUAAGGUUCCUAUGUGGUUGGUGAAGGCGUCUGUUUGAAGAAAUAAGGUGGGAGGGAUUCUCCUAACUUUUUAAGUUCUUACGCACAUGCACUUAAUUGGGCAAUAAGGAAAAAGCCCUCUGGGAAGUAAAACUGGAAUAUAUGCAAGUCUUGAUCCAGGUCCAGGGCACUUAACUUUCCUCCCGCAUCCCCACCUACAUUGCUCGCCAUCUCCAUUAUAACCUAAAUUUCAGUUAGAGUGCCUUGACAGUUAAAAAUAUCCAGCCUGAACUACUUGUAAUUAAGCCCUGCUGAGUUGAGUGGGAUUUUUAUUUUCCCCACUGGGGACAGAUGCAUUGCCUGUAGCUGCAGUCCUUAUAUAUACUCAUCCAGGAAUAACUCUUACUGAGCUCCUUGGGUCUUACUUACAAGUAAACUUGCAUAGGACAGGAAAUUAUCUUUCCAGUAAAGUCCCAAGUAAAUCUUGGGUUUUUGGAUUUAUCAAAACCCUUAAAAGAGAUGGCUUGCUCCUGGUCUUGAAAGGUGUUUUACGUCCAAUAAUUUUAUUUAGUAUUUAAUAUUUUUUAAGCAUGUGUAACUGAAAUAAUUGCCCGUCUUUCCCUUCAUCACCUCUAUCUCCACCUCUCUCUCCUUUCUCUAUGGUUUCCCUUGUGUCAAAUUUUAGAUUGUAGGCCCCUUGGAGUUGGGACCUGACUUGUGUACUCUGUCAGGCAUUGUGCACAACAAAGGCAAUGUAUAAUAAAUUAUAAUGUAGGGCUGUAUGCAGCUAUGUUCUACUCAGGGUAGACCUGCUGGAAUUACAGAACUGAUGUUAUUCAUGUCCGUUGCUUUCAAUGGAUCUACCCUGAGUAGGCCUGGCUGUAGAUACAACCCAGUCAUUCCCUAAUCCCUCUAAAGGGCAAACUCAUGAAAUUCUAUUUUUAAAGAAUUCAUCAGCCUGAAAGCGAACGGUGAGCUAAGGUAGUAAUAAUAAUAAAUAACAGGAGUUUUAAAGAACAAUAACUGUUAACAACAUUAAAUCUUACAUGUAUUACCUUUCGUACAAAGACAGCAUUUUUACAUCACGGUAAACAAUAGUUAGUAGUUUACCAUCAGAGCGACAGACUAUGACUCCUGGCUUAGCAUUACAUCUGAACCAGGGGUUGUGCUUUGUUUUUCUUCGGCCAAACCACAACAUUAAGCCAAGGUUUAUACUUGGCUUGCCAGUCAUGAUUUAUCUGAGCAAAUUGUUUGUUGCUCUUGGAAAGGAUCUCUGUGUUUGGUGUAUCCCAUUGACCACAGUUUACUGUGAUGGGCACUAAUGGUUUACUGUGAUGGGCACCUAUCCUGUAAUGGUUGCCCAGCCCCAGUGUGACCCUAUGCAUGUUUACUUAAAAGUAACUCCCACUCUGCACAGUGCAGCUUAUUUCCAGGAGUGUGCAUGCAGGAUUGCAGCAAGAAAUCGGACUUCCCUCUCGCAUCUGCUUCGUUCUGUUUUCUGUGUCUUCUGCCUCUCAUAAUGAUUUAUAAAGCACAGGCAAUUGGCCCCUUAUACUUUAUUGAUCCAUUCAUAAUGCCUUCAGAGAUGUUAGUUAGUCCAUAAUCUCAAUGUUAUUAUUGUUGCAAAUCUCAAUGUUAUUGUCAGAUGUUUGCUGGAAAUAUAAUAUUUAGAGUGCUGAGGGCCUUUCUCCAUUUUACCUGAUUUCUGUUAAUCAGAUCUUCCAGUUGUUACCUGUUAUUAGAUCAUACAGCAUAAAGGCACUACCACUUGGAAUAUCAGGAUGAAAUUCCCCUAACCAACCUCACAUAUUUAGUCCAUCAUACCCUGAAAAUUAACCCAAUCUUCUGGGAUUUGGAGGUGAAGGGGAGGAGGAGUCAAAUUUCUGAAAAUAUAUGGAAAUAGAACCACAAUUCAGUAAAACAGAGCAAUUAAUAAAUAGGCAGUAAAGAGCAAAAACAGCAGUCUCCAGUUAUGAACUGCUCUGAGAUCUUCACAUGAAGGGAGGUAUAUAAAUUAAUUAAAUAAAAUCAUGUUCCCAAACAGGCUUUUGCUAAUUUCCUCAAACUUGAGAGUGAGCUACUCUAGAGGAAGAGGGUGUACUGCCUGGUAACCCAUAAUUGAUGGCUCUGGAAUAUUCAAAACACAUUUUGGAUGUGAAUGAACAGGUCCAUCCCUCAGUCUGUUCCCCAUAACGUACCAUCUUUGUCAGGCUGUUUUGCCAAAACACGCCAGGUUGGCUUAUCAUACUUCACCAGGAAUGAAUUAAUUGUGUCACAAUCAAAGCACAGUUUGGCUGGUUUGACCAGAUUUUUAAAGAAGCUAGUUCCAUUGCAUUAAUAGCAAGUGAAGCUACUUUUCAUGUCAAGAAUGCCAAGCUUACCAUCAUAAGGGACCAGUGCUCAUCCAGAUGUUGUUAGACUCCAUCUAGCCACUGCUCAGCACGAAGGACAACUGGGGGCCCACAAGUUUAAACCUCUGGUCCAAGCCAUCGCUUCUCCCGAUUCAGCCGCAUGUGCGUGUCAGAACACCAGAAACUAAGAAUCUGGUGGAAGAUUCAGGGCAGAUGAAAGAAAGUACUAGUUCAUUCAAUGAAGAGUUAAAACUACGGAACUGCCUCCCACAGGAGGCAGUGCUGGCCACCAAUAUAGUGGAGGAGGAGGCUAUCAACAGCUACUAGCCACGAUAGCUGUGCUCUGUCUCCACAGCCGGAGGCAGUAAAUGCUUCUGAAAACCUGUUGCUGGAAACUACAGGAAGGGGAAGUACUAUUGUGCUCACAUCCUGCUUUUGGGCUUCCCUCAGUGAUCUGGUUGGCCACUGUGAGAACAGGAUGCCGGACUAGAUGGGCCACUGGCCUAAUCUGGCAGGCUCCUCCCUACGUUCUUACCCAUCAGUCAGCAUUCUGGCCUACUUCACACAUCACGUUAAACCAUGGUUUAAAACAAGCUACGAUUUAAUGUGAAGGGGGAGCGUACUGAUAUGCGCUGCUCAGAAGCUCCCACAGCACGUCUCCCCAGUUGCUGCUGUGCGGUGGAUGAAACAAGCCACAAUCUGGCAUGUUGUGUCAUCCAGGCUUGUGGUUUGUGUCACUCCAAAUAAACCACAGAGUUCGUUCUCAGCUUGCCGUUCAUUGUUUCAUCCAAGCAAAGCACAAGCCCGGGUUUGGACAGAAGAAUAAGGUUUGUUUUGUCUGUAGUAUGGCGGCAGCAGCAGGGGAGCAGCACUGUGGGAACUUUUGAGCAGCCUGCACCAGCGCACUGCUCAUUCACGAUCAACUAAUAGUUUGUUUUCAGCUAUGGUUUAAUGUGAAAUUCCCAAGAUGAUCUUAGUUGAGCCAUAGCUAAAUCUACCCUCAUGUCCAAGGUGGAGAUGAUAAUAUGGAUCUGCCUUACAAGAUUGUUUUAAAGUUUUACCUAGAUAAAGGGCAUGAACCACCUUGAGCUCUCAAAAGUGCCAUGGAAAGAUUGUAAUUUGCUACAUUGGUUAUUCCUUUAAGCUACAACUCUAUUACUUUUUCCUCUGUUACAUUUUUGUGUGUGUCUUUGUGUUCUUUUAUAAUAAUAAUAAUAAUUAUUAUUAUUAUUACGUGCUACAUAAAUAAUAAUAAUUGUAACAUAAAACACCAGAGCUGAAAUUUCAACAUUUCUGCUUUCCUCAUGUAAAGUGGUAGCUCUCAAAGUUUAUACCUUUGGGAAACAUUUUCUCCAUUUACCUGUCAGCCAUGUAAAUGGGUCUGCUGUAGGACCAUGGAUGAGGUGCAGAGGUUUCUAGGGUUAGGAUGGGUCCUACCACUAGGCAGAUUGAGGUUACUGCCUCUGGGUAUGAAGGGGACGGAAGCGGUAGCCCCCCUGCCCAGGCAUUCUUCCUGAGCUGGUCCCACCUGUGGCUGUUUCCCUUUGAAAGGGGUCAGAGCUGUAUGUGCUGUUAUGUGCAGACUGCCCUUGUUCUGCCCCUAUGUUAUCCUGAUGUCCUCAGAUGUAGUGCAAAAAGCUGUCCUAUCACCAGCAGUUGAAGUAAGAGUUAACUCCCAGUCCACUUGGCUUCUGCAGAUGGAAUGGGGACGAGGCAUCAUGCAGCCAUGUAGUGGAAGAUUCAACAGUGCAGAGUCCCUUUGUGAUAGUCACAGCCACACACCCUCAUAACCACACCCGCUUCUAAGAUUAUACAAUCUUCUCAUUGUUGUUGUCUUAUCUGUCUUGGGAGACAAUAGAGAUGCUGGCUUCUCCAUGUCUACAGAAUGGAAGAUGGCAGGCUCCCCAAGGAUGUGCUCUAUGGGGAGCUGGCUUCAGGCACCAGACCCAUUGGCAGACCAAUUCUGUGUUGCAAAGAUGUCUGCAGACAAGAUGAGACAACCUUCUAAGAUUAUACAAUAGUAAUAAUUUGGGGUGCAUUGCAGUGGUCAAUGUAGAUCUCCACGUGUGGCCACUCAGCUAGAUCUACCAUUUUCUGUGCAUGUACAUAAGCAAAUGUUUUGGAGUCCUCCCAUAUCUAACUUCGGAGCGACUUAAGUUGUGUUUUCCUUGAAGUCCCUUUGUACUUUACAGAAUUUGCACACCAUUUUCUUGAAUCUGAAGCCCUUGUGUUUUUAGUGUUCCUAAAUGCUCCGUGUUGGAGCAUACAUAGCUUUCCUCCUCGGUGUACUUCUCCAGAGUGACCCUAGUAGACCAUCCUCAGCAGCUGACGCAUCUGCUUUCACCUUGAGUGCCUCCAAUCAGCACAAAGGGUGAGAAGAGUUAUUCGUGGCUAAAAAGCACCCCUUUCAUGCUGAUUGAGUGGCACUAGGAUGCUGGAGACAGGGAGCCUGCUGCAGAAACACACACACACCUGGGCAACUGUACCUCUGGAGCCAUGUUGUCUUUCUCUAAAUCCAGCUACCUCUAUUCUAGAACACACAUUUGGUUUGCACAAGGUAUCGUGCUCCCCAGUCUGAACUGAAGGUGCGUCAACAUUCCGCAAGCUUUCUGCAACUGCAGAAUCCAGGAGACCCUCAUAAGUUUCUGAGGAACCCCAGGGUCCCCCUGCCACCCCGUACUAUGGUUUGAAGACCUUUAAAAAGCAAUAUCACAUCUGGGGGGAAGGGGGUUUCACCAUGCUUUCCACAAGGAUCUAGUUAAAAUGAAUGAGCUCCAUUCUGCUUGAGGCAUCAUCCAGGCCACCAGGAGCCCACACCUAAGCAAACACCAUGGAAAUGAGUAGAGAUUACCUGGGGAAGGGCUGUAGCUUAGUGGUAGAGCACCUGCUUUGCAUCCAGAAUGUCUGAGGUCCAGCCUCUGGCAGCAUCUCUAGGUAUGGCUGGGAAGGCUUCUUUUUCUGAACCACUGGAGAGCUGCUGCCCACCUGCGUAGACAACGCUGAGCUGGGAGGGCCAAGCAUCAGACUCCUUUUAAGGCAACUUCCUAUGUUCACAAGAGGGUCCCAUUCAUUCCUCCCUUGCUAAACUUGUGCACAUUCAUUAUCCAGGUACCAUUCAUUUCAGUGGUGCGCACAAAGAGGUUCCAAGAGCUAGUUCUGGCCUCUCUCUGAGCUCAGCUCUCCCAAGAGUGUCAUUCCAGAGUUGCCAGGCUAAUGCUGUGUUUUACAAGGCAACACAUCAGAGCGUUGGUGUCUCGGAGCCGUCUCCUCUGGGUUUCUCAUUCAUGUUUUCACCCUUCCUAACACAAAAGAGGCCAUAUUACACAUUGACACCUGGGUGGAGAUUUACAUGACAGACUGUGAUUGCUCUGAGAGAGAAAAAAACCUGUGAAGGCUCUAGCAGCAUCAAAGGCGACAUUUUUAAAUAAAAAAUAAGAAACCCAAACCCCACAAACAACUCGGCGCAUAUUACGAACACACUCUCACACAUAUGAUAAUUUAUCUAGGUGGAUAAAUUCACUGGUGGCAGUUGCUAAAUAAUUGCAGACAUGCUCUGUGUUUGUGUUGCUGUUUUAUUAUCACAUAUUCCUAAUGUUUUUUAAACCAAUCUGUAGCCUGCGAAUGGGACGGGAGGGACUUGGAAACCUCUGCAGCCACGGCAGCCAGCUUUCUGAAUCUUGAUUGCAGUGCGGUGUAACAAGUUUAAGUUGAAAGGCUUUAUUUGUCAUUUUUAAAUCGUGAUGCAUCUCUCACACAUGCACACACAACUCCCGUUUCUUAGAAUGUGCUUUUCUUGAGGAAGCCAUGUUCUGUUUCAAUAGAGAAGGGGCUGUGGAGGACUCGAUCCAAUUCAAGUUGAGGGAGAAAGCCUUUAGGGAGUUCUCAUGUAAAGGUCAGCGAUGUAAAGAGUUUCCUAGAGGACAAUAGGAACAAAACAUGGAAGGGGUGGGCAGGCAGUUAGGCAAAAGGGUAGAAGGGGAAAUACAGAAAACCUCAAAUUUUUUUAUUAAAAAACAACAACACACGUUCUAUUUCAGUUGCUUAGUAGCAUCACCUGGAAAUACUUAGGUAACGUAUAUACCUGCGCAAUUAGUAUCUGAGAACUCCAGAAAUAUGAAGACAAAUUAAAUGACAAAAAACCCACCCUGUUAAGUGCAGAGUUAAAAGCAUGAGAUUAGGACAAUUUGAGUGCUGCAAAGGCAGGCCGUGCUGAAUGGAGCAAUUCCUGCCCCCGGGGCCAAAGAUGGCCGCCCUUGCUCCGUGCUGCAACACAAGGAAAUCAGUGGAAUGAGGGCCUCUGGAGAAGCGAGAAGAGACCAGCUUAGCCAUCAUAACAAACAUAUGAUUUCACACACACUCACACACCAUUUGUUUAAACCCAGUUGGCGGGGGGCGGGGGGAGAGACACAGGCACAUCACAGUGCAUUGGAUUUUGAGUUUCUGCUGUUCAAAGGUCAGAGAAAGGUAACGUGGCUCGGUUUCAGAUUUAUAUUAUUUUGGCAAUAAGGUCGCACUGCCAGACUCGUGCGUUUCGUUGUGGAACUGGUUUUCUAGACUGCAGAUUUGAGGCCUGGGAUUGUGGCUUCUAAGGCAGCCUUGCAAAUCAGACUUCCCCAACCUGGUGCCCUCCACACAGCCAGAGGGCACCAGUUUGUGACAGCUGCUGUAGAUAAGGCCACAAAAAUGGCUAGCUUCCAUUGCAGACAAUUUACUCAGAAGGAAAUUCCAUUGUAUUCAGCAGGACUUGAGCACUGGGGAUGGGGGCACUUUCCUCUCCCUUUUUCUGGCAGAUGGGCAAGGGCUUGCAGGAAGAGAGGGGCUGAUGCUGCUUAGUCAACUGGUCCUUCGUUCCUGAUGUGUCAUCAUCCUGGCCUAGGAGGCUGGUGCCUGUGGCUGGAAGUUUCCAGAGGUCUGCACUACUGCCACAUCCAUGCCUGGUUGCUGCCCUUCUGGGCCUCCUGAGCUUUGUAGGCAGCAGGAGGUAGCCACUGUCAAUGGGAUCAACUUCUCUUUGCCUCUGCAGCUCCUCCUGGAUUUCAAAGGGCAGCUUUUGCUGUGCCAACACCACUACCCCCAGGCUGAGGUCUUUGAGUGGUGCAUGUGCAUCUGCGUCUGCCUGACUUGUUGUCUCCCAUGUCCAUCUAGACAUCCCAGUCAAUGCUCACCACCAUCAUCAAAUUCCUCACCUGCCCUUCAUGCCAAGCCAGGGCAGCUUUCAACAAUUAAAGCACAAUGUUAAGAACAGUGGGUCCCAAAAUGGGCAGUGGCAUUACCCAGGGCUGCUGGGUUGUGAACCAGUAUGAUCCCCAAUCUGUCCUGAUUACCCAGUGCCACUCCACAUCCCCACUGUGUUCCAGCAUCACACCUGAACAGAAAAUGCCCUCCUGUGCAGGAGCCACAAUUGGCACUCACCAGCCCUGCUUGUUUAGUUUCCCACCAUCCCUUAUAGAUCAUGAAAGGGGCUUUAGCUUGUGUUCAAGUGAAUGUGUGGCAAAGUCAGUGGGGUGAUGUAUACCAAGUUACCGAAAUAAAUAUAUAUGUAUAAGUUGUUGGGGGAUUGUCCUUCCAUGUAUGGCCCCAUGCUUGAUGAUUUGCGUCUUCAAGUAACCACCAGAAAGCAUCUACUCUGUGCAGGGUGGAUAAAAAUCAAUGAUUUAAAAAAUUAAAAAAUAAAAAUCAGAUUUUUAAAAUUAUUUAAAUCUGAUAAAUCAGAUUUUUAAAAUUUAAAUCGGAUUUUUAAAAUAAAAUGCUUUUGGAGGAAAAAUCUUUCUAAAGAUAGUUUUCUAUUUAAGUUACAUUAUAGUCCAAAGGCUAUUCAUCAGGAAAUAAGGAUUUGUUUAAUUUUUUUCAUGUGUGCUAAAACUCAGUUGGUAAGUUUUUGGUUUUUUAAAACUCGUUUAACCACGUCAGUUAACAGACAUGGAUACAUAUGCUAUAAUGUUAUUGUUUUAGUUUAAAAAAUUGUUUAAAUUGUUAUUAAGGAAAUGAUUGUUUUUCUCCUUCCAGUAAAGAACAGCAGAAAAGUUGUCCAAAUAUAAACAAUAAUUUCAUAAUUACCUGUCUUUGUAUUUCUGAUAGUAUAACCAAAUCAUUAAUUUUUGAUAUACCGGAAGUGAGUGUUCUGGUUUUCGAACGUUCUUUUGGAAGCCGAACGUCCGAGGGGCUUCCGCAGCUUCUGAUUGGCUGCAGGAGCUUCAAACGUUUUGGAAGUUGAACGGACUUCCGGAACGGAUUCCGUUCAACUUCCAGGGUAUGACUGUAUUCAGGCUUUGACAUGGCAGAAUGUUGUUUGAUGUAGCCAACCUACCUAUACAGGCUCUGUCCUUGUCUCAGUGAUAAAAGCCAAAUCCCUAUCAGUCCUUCACACUCUAAGGUGACCAAGCUAUGGAGCCUUGGUCUUGUUAUGCAGAUGAGGGGGUGGGGCUAUGCAGAUAGGGCGAGUCUCACUUCUCAAAAGGUUCCCCCCAAAGCCCUUUUCACCCCUCUUGCCACUGCUGCCUGUUCUCCUCUCCAAGGGUGUGAGCAAUGUUGACAAUCAGAGGAAGGAUAAUCCUGCUCCCACCCUUGGUUUCCAUUGACGUCUCCUCCUGUGCAGUGCUGGGGAUUGGGUGCAUAGUGAAGGGGACAUUGAAUGGGCUGUGGUGGAAGUGGCAAGGAACGCAGGGUGGUGCUUGCCCAAGAGCCCUGCUUCCCUCCCCACCUCCAAAACAAUCUGGAACUGAUGCUUCUGGUGGAAGCAGAUCAGGUUUUUUUGUAUAGCAGGCAAAGCCAGCUGAAAGUGUUUUGUCGGUGUGUUCACUUACAACAUUCAGUUUCUGCUCAAAAGAAAAGGGCUUCUCCCUUAUUGAUUUUUUUGUUUUAAUCCUUGCAUCUGGCAGUCUCCUGGAGGAGGUAUAAAGAGAGAGAAAGAUAAGGUGCACUUUGCUGGAAAUCAUGUCCCGAGGUCACUGUAAAAAUGCAAGAGACGCAGCGUUACUUCUUGAUAGUUGGGCUUUGAAUGUGUUUUGCAGCAAGACUGUCUCCUCCACAAGUUGGGUUUUUGAUAAUGCACAGAGCCCUUCUGAGUGCAAAGUGUGGGUGAGGACUGUGAAACAGAAAGCGGUGCAGACUCUUGCCGCGUUUGUGGGACAUGAACAUCUGGGUGCUUGAUGUGAGAUGACACAAAUAAACCCAUGCCGGUCCAGACCAUGGGUCUGCCUGUUCCAGCACUCUGCUUUCAGGCAGAGCAGGCCGUAUGCCUCUGGGGCCCCCAGCUACACUAUACAUUUUUUUUUUUUUAAUAAUUUUUAUUAAAGUUUUAAACAAAGAAAAAAGAAAAAACAACACACACAAAAAAAAAUACAAAAUUUAACAAUAAAAACACACAACAUAACAAUUUAAAACAAACUCUCUUUUACAUUCCCAAUUUUGAAUUACUUAUUUUCUGGACUUCCUCAUACCUCCCUCUUUUGUAUUCCAAUCUACAUUAUUUGUCCAGCAAUUUCUUUUCCACUUUUUUAAACCCAAUCUUUAAUUUAAUAAAAUAUUAAACUAUAUAACACAAACAUAAUCCUUGUUCUUAAUAUCAUAUACCUUUAAAUUUUUCCCAAUCUUAAUCUUUAAUCUUAAUCUAUCCUAGCUUUAACCUGUACAGCUGGAAACCACCUAUUUUCAAUCCAACAUCACUCUAACAUUCCUUAAUUUUGCAGUGUUUCUGAAGAUAGUCUUUGAAUUUCUUCCAAUCUUCCUCCAUCGACUCUUCUCCCUGGUCACGGAUUCUGCCAGUCAUUUCCGCCAAUCAGCUACACUAUACAUUUAAAGCAGCAUGACACCACUUUAAACAGUCAUGGCUUCCCCCGAAGAAUCCUGGGAGCUGUAGUUCAUUAAGGGUGCUGAGAGUUGUGAGGUGAUCCCUGUUCACCCAUUCCUCAUACACAGCUGCAUUUCCCAAAGUUGUAUAAAAACAAAUCUCUCUUCCUAGGCAAUUAUAACUCUGUGAGGGGAAUAGGGGUUCCCUAAUGUGUCUCAGCACCCAUCGCAAACUACAAGAUUCCUUGAGGGAAACCAUGUAAAUUUAUUAGCAAUGAUUUUAUUGUUUUAUCUUUUUUGUAAUUGGCUUUGAGUUUUUCAGGCGGCAUGUACAUAUUAAUUAAUAAAUAAAUGCCUGUUUAAAGUGGUGUGAUACUGCUUUCAAUGUGCGAUGCAGACCGGGGCUGGGAAUUACACAGAGAGGCAGCGUAUGAGUGCAACCAUCUUCCCCCAUUAUUUGAGGUAGCCUCUCUGCCCAGCAGCCCUUGAAAGCUUGAAUUUGCCUAAUCUCCCUUUAAAACCAUUGAAGUUGACAGCCAUUGCUACCGAAAUGCUUUAGCCCAGGAAUGAAAGAGCCUUUUCUGCUCUGGGGGCCACAUAUCUAAGGUGGGCAUGUCCAAGAAGAAGUGGACAUGGCUAUAAUCUCAAGCCAUGUGUGUGUGGACAUACAGUUCAUACACAUACACAUUCAGAUGAUACCUAUAUACACACAGUCUUGCUCACAUACACUCUCCUCCCUCUGGCCAGACAAAAAGAACCUCUGCUUUCUUUUCAGCCCUGGUUGCUUGAGAGGGAAAGGGCAGUCAUAGCUUGGUGACAGAGCAUCUGGCUGGGAAUAAUGGGAGUUGUUGUCCAAUGACAAGACUGCCAUGGAGACAUAGAGGAAAGUAGAAUGUUUUAGGGGAGCAAUGUGGAACUUCUUUGCUACUGCUGCAGAAGAGGGGAAAUAUGGAGAGAGAGCAAUGAAAUAGCAAUGGGAUCGAAGCAAGAAGGGGGACUGUUUGAGUUGCGAUUUUCAAACGGAUGAAUAGUGUGGGCUGAUCCUUCCAGGUGCUGAGUGCCUUCAAGUCUCUUCAUACCAGGAAGAGAGAGGAGCUCUUCCCCCUGCAGAGCUGGGCCCUUAGGGGAGCCAAGGAACACGAAGAUGUUGGUUGAGGGAUUUGUUUUAAUGGGAAGAGCUUUCGCUCAGACACCAGUUUCUACAUCCCAAAUUUGUGUUACUUGAAACAUAAAAGAGCGCAGGGACCCUCUGCAGCAGCAGCAGCAGCCACAAUAGUCUUCUAAAACAGGAUGUUUUAUAGAUGUGAUUAUAUUUUUUUAAUCUUUUACCUGCUUAUGUGAUAUUCAAAUAGGACUGAGUAAAUCCUCAUGGAAACAGGCGUACUUAUGCACAGGGCCCCCAUGUCUACGUGCGGUUUCUGCUGCUCGGGCAGAGCUCAUCUAAAGGCAGCUUCCAUGCCACUGUGUGGGGUGAAAAGAUGGGCCCAGAUGGAGCUGUGAUGGCUAAGGCAACAUGCAUAGGUGGCAUCAACCCUUUGGGAUGGAGGGAACAAGCCUGGGAUACUGAGCACUUCCCCAAAAUGGGAACAGUUGGCAAUCCCUGGCCACAGAAGGGAUGACUCAUUUUAUUUAUGAACAUAAGGAGAGCCUGCUGGAUCAGGUGGUCCACCUUGUCCAACAUCUUGUUCUCACAGUGGCCAACCAGACGCCUGUAGGAAACCCACAAGUAGGAGCAGGGCCCAACUCUCCCCACCUGUGGUUUCCAACAAGUGGUGUUCAGAAGCAUUGUCAUCUCCAACCAUGAAGGCAGAGCAUAUCUAGUAGCUGUUGAUAGCCUCCUCCAUGAAUUUGGCCAAUCCUCCUCCCAAGCCCUCCAGGUUGGUGGCCAUUGCUGCCUCCGGAGGGAGUAAUUUCCACAGUUUGCCAUGCAUCAUUUUAUAAAUGUCUAUCAUUUCACCUCUUGUUCACCUCUUCUAUAAACCCAGGAAGCGUGUGGUGCAGGCCCAGUCAGCAGUGUGUCCUGGGGAGAAUCCAGAUACAGAGGCCUAGAUGGCCUGAGGUUCCCCAGUCCUGUUUUGCCCCCUUCUGACCUGCUACCCAACCAUCAUCCUCUCUGUCUCUCACAUUCCAGAUUCUUUCUCUCUCUCUCUCUCUCUCUCUCUCUCUCUCUCUCUCUCUCUCCCCCCGCCUUGGAGGUUUGUUACCAUCUGCAGUACAUGUGUUUUGAGUAGGGAUAGGUGGAUCAGUUUGUUUGUGAUCUGUUCUCGGUUUUGCACCUGCUCAUCCAUAAGUCCCUCGUUAAUCUGCAAAGGAACCCACAUGAAGAUGUGUAUUAAAAGACACAUUUUAGCUCCAUGCAUAUGUUUUUGAAUGUAUUUUAUUCUAAAACUACACAGUUCGGUGCUUUUAUGAACAAAGAACUGUAUUGCAAAAUUCAGAGGAGUGUGAAAAUCUGAAGAAUAAUGAAUUGGAUCAGCUUCCGUUGGAAUUUCUCAAACAUUCUGUUUUGGCAUGUGGAUUUCUUUCUUGAACAUAUGAAACUGCCCUGCUGAGUUACACUAGCCCAGGUACUCUUAUCCAGCCCUGCAUUGUUUAAGGAAACACAGCUUUCUGCAGCUCUCAGCCAGGGCGUUUCUUUCGUAGACCUACCUGGAUUGAACUUAGAGCACAGUCUGUUCUCUAGUACUUGAACUUUGCCAUAUUAGAUGCUACAAUAAAUGUGCUAAGUGUCCGUUUUGCAGAUAGAAGUGGUUAAGCGGGCAUAUAUGGAGAAAGGCGACCCCACAUGAAACUGUAUUGAUAAAAGGUGUUCUGAGCAUGGACAUGUGAUGCUUCUGUUGCCAUUGAGUAGCCAGAGCCUAUGACAGCCUUCCCAUCCUGAUGCCCUCCAGAUGUUUUGGACUGCAUCUCCCAUCAGCCCCUGCCCGCACGGCUGUGUGAUGCUGAGGGUUGAUGAGAGAGCUGUAGUCACAAUCAUCUUGAGGCCCCAAAGGCUGUGUCUUCCCCAGGUUUGGGGCCUGAGUCUUGACCCUUCUUAUUAGAUAAAUCAAGCUCUCUUUAUGACGCAUGCAUACAUCUGUCUUCCCUCAAAGGAAUGGCCUCUCAAAAGUGGCCUAUUAUGGAUGAUUAGUAUGUUUGAUGGUUCCCAUCUGUUGUCCACUGUCUCCAUGGUGCUAGAAUUGUGGGAUAUUUUUCUGCUAUUUAUUUAUCAAAACGUUUCUCAACCUCUUUGCAUGUCAAGUUUCAAGGCUUGUGUUCAGUAACUCUAAAAGCAUAAGCAACUUAAAAUUCAAUAAAGGUUUUUUAAAAAAUGUAGCUGUUGGCCCAUAGCAGAAUUAAGGUCACAACAGCCCACUAAAGGCCCUGGAAACAUAAAUAUGUUCUUAAGAGUCACAGCAAUGCCAUCAGUGUUUCAGUUUAUUUGAAUGCCACCUCCCCACCCCCCAAAAUGUGGCCAAAGUAUCUCACAGUUUAUCAAAUGAACAAUUUGUAUAUAUUCAAAGCACAUUAGGAACAGCUAUAAAUAAGUACCAAAAAUAAUAAUCCAUAGUGUUGUGUAAAACAAUACAGAUAAGCUAAGCUAACUGAAUAGCUUAAAUGAAACAAUACAAAGAAACCAAUGUCAUUAAAUAACUGAAGCUAAGCAGAAUACGAAAAAGGAAGGCUAGCAUAGGAUGCACCACUCUGUUCCAGAUGAUGCACCUGUAUCAAGUGGUUUGGUUCCGAGACUCCUCAUAUUCAGUAUCCAAGGACCUCACCCCAUCUUCCACCUGAGGUAGUGCAGACACACACACCCUGGCUUUUACCAUGCGGCAGCCAGCAACUUUCCUUCCACACUCUCCCACCAAGCGACACACAUCAAACCAAGCUGGGAGUUGUCAUGAGUCUCGAGGUGUCUCCUGGCUCAGGAGUGGAGUACCACGCAGUGACAGGUAUGGAGGGGUAACUGGAGGAUGACAUGGGAGGGGCUGAGAGUGGGGUACAGAGGCUGGAGGAGGUGGAUACUGUCCCCUGCUGGGGAAGCAGGACUCCCAUCUCCCCUCUUCUGUCCUGGAGGGAGGAGAGCACCAAUAGAACCCAAGGGACAGCGGGAGGCAUCAGUCCACCACUAGGGAUGGAGAGUCAGAAGGGAGGGGCACAACCUGGUCACCCAGGACCCAGCAGUACUCCCAUUGCUGGGAACAGGCACAUCCUCCCUGAUGCAAUGAGCUCCUGCGCAUGCGCAAUCUCACAAGGCCUACGAGUCUUGUGAGUAAGUGCAGCUUGGCUCGGCUUUCAAAGCUUGGCAGGUGGGUGUGUCAACCCAUUGGAACAGCUUCAUUGCUUCUGUGCCGUUCUCAACUCCUUGACCUGAUCUUAAAUUUAGACUGCUGCUGCUGCUGCUUGUCCAGCUAGCCUCACCUCUGCCUGUUGUCAAGGACGAGCAUAGCGGCUGCUGUGACCCAUUGCCCGUUGCUGAGCCGAGAUGUCUUCUCUGCGUCUAUCGAGAUCUCUCCCUUUUUCUCAAGUCAGUGCUUCUGUCAUCUUGGUGGGAGCUAGGGCAAGGGCUGUGAAAAUGGGCUCAGGGUAGUGCCUCACUCUAAUGGCGACCCCGAAGUGGCAACCUCAGAAUGGCAUUUCACAGCAGGGAUUCUCCACCCACCUACCCACAAGCCAACCACUGCCUGUACUGUGCAGCUGGAGCUUGUAAGAAGAAGACUCACCAGGAUGCAACAAGGGGGGGCAUACAGAUGUGGGGAAUCUUGUGUUAGUUUUUCCGGUUAUAAUGCUAGUGCUUCUGUCCCAUUUUCUAAUGUCCUUUUCACACUGCCGUACCUGUUGUGUUAUGGAACUGUGGCUUUUUGAACGCUAUACCAGCAUGUCAUGCUAAAUUUCAUCCACACCAGUGGCUGUGAUAUGACACAACAAUGAGCAUCACUGAACUGCAUCACUAUUCUCCCACCCCUUCCGUACAGGCCUGCUGCAUGAUUUCCCCCAUGAAAACAGCAGGACAGAACUGCCUCUCCGAUAUACUGCCCCAAAUUUGGUCACUUUAACUCCUGUGAUUUUCUGGGUAAAGGGAGCUGCAAACAGGUAUUUUUUCUUUCUUUCUGGAAUCAAAUAUCAUGGAAAUGAGCAUGAAACAAGCACUGUAUUCCGUUAAUUUUCCAGAAGUGGCUUUUGCAUCGUGCGACAGUUCGACUGUAAUAUGGAAGUGAACAGUUAGGGAAACAUUGGGGAAAUGGAAUAAACGGUUGUGUGAAUCCGUGGUGUCUUCCAGCAGGGCUGGUGCACUCUGCCUUGUAAGUUCUUUCAUUGCAGGGCCUGCUGACCCCAAGCCAAGCCCCACCCCUGCCAUCCAAAAGUGCUUUAAUAGCAGAGGCUUGCCCUGUUUGAUAGCUGGCAAACGUUUUUGUCCAAAUUUCCCACUUGAUUUGAGUUGGAUCAGCAUUUGUAUCAGUCAUGGAAAAAACCCUAAUUGGAUUCAUUAUUCAAAUUCAGGAGCGCACUGCGUAUACUUCUCAAUUCUCUUUCAUCCCCUCAUCCGUUGUUCCUGGAAGUUUGACACACACACACACACAUGCAUGGGGAACUUUAAAAGAGAUUUCUCAGCACAGCCUCUCUUUGGUACAUUGACUUUUAAAAAUAUGUCUUGAUUGCGUACAGCCAGCUCCCAUCUUUGGCAAAAAAAAUAAUAUAUAUAUAUAUUCUCAUCUGCACUGAAAAAUAUAAAAGUAUUAAAUCUCGGCGGUAGAAAUAGAUCCAGUCAUUCCUCCAGGUGCUUAAUAGUUAGUGGAUGUAAUAUCCAUCAAAAGCGCUGAAGAAGUAACAUGCUCCUGUGGCACUCCAGCAUCAAAGUCAAAAGGUAGGAACACAGUGUUAUUACAGAAAUUAGAGAUGGAGAAAGCCUAUUAUCUUGUGGGACCAGUCAGGAUUGCAGUGGCUCUUAGAACGCAGUCUCUGCUCCUCUGCAUCAGCCCAUAUCUGACUCCACGCGUUCCAAGGUCUUGGGUAAGAGAAUUUUCACCUUCCCAGUCCCCAUCUGCCUCUAGAUAUGUGCAAAAAGGAAGUAAGCAACCCCUUUAUGCAAGGGCAGCCGACAUGGUGCCCACCAGAUGUUGGGGGAAGCCAUCGCUGUUCCAAGUGGAACAAUACUGGUUUAAAUGUGUGGGGCGGAUGAGGACUUUCUCUUAUGUAUAUGUUGAAGGAAAGGAAGUUUUUGACUGUCAGGGUGAAAGCGAGGCGUAAUUUAUUCAGUGGGAGAAAGCCCCAUUAAGUGCAGAGUUUGUGCAUAAGGUUGGGAUAAUUUUAAAGUUCCUAAAGCAUGGAAAUACAAAUUGAAACCAUUCCUGCCCUUGGGGGGCGGGGGGCAACCAGAGAAGCCUUAACCUUGCACGGUGACACACAGGAGUGAAAGAAUCCAGAGCACUUUAUAUCCUACCAUUAAUUGGAUCACUACAAUUAAAGGUCACAAAUCAGGAAAUAAGAUCAUGGUUUGAAAGUAGGCAAACCCCACGGUAUUACUGCCUGAUAAUUUCAGCCGAAGCACACAUGACACACUCACAUAUUCAUGUUUGUUUGACAUCUGCCCUUAAUUUUAUCAAGGGGUCCUUUUAUUUAUGUAAGCAAUUUGUAUUCCACUCCUCUUCAGCAGACCUCAGUGCAGAUGAGCAGGGUUUGGAAUACAAAAAAACACACACAAAAAUCUAAGCAUAAAAUCACAAUAUAGCAAUCAGUCUAAAUAACUCUAGUGCCCUGCAUAUGGCCAGAGAUAUCUAGGGUGGGGAAAACUCGACUUGCGUUUCCUGGAUUUCAAGAGAAGAAGUGAUCAGAGGCCACUUUUUGUGGCUCCGAUGUCUGGGGAGGUGGGGAGCACGUUGCAGGUACACAAUCCAUACCUGAGCCCUUUGCCAAAGAGGAAGGCGAGAUACAUCACUUUAAAAUGUUUAGGUUACACCUGGCAAUAGUUACGCGCAAAAUAGACUCAUGGAAAUUGAUGGAUAGGGCUACGCCACAUCCAUAGCAUAUGCUUAAAGUUCUAUGAUACCAGAGUUUCACCUCUCCCCCACAGCCCCCAAGAAUUCUGUGUGGGAAUGUUCAGGGUGGCAGGAGAGGAUAUACUGUUUAUUAAUAUCCUUCCUAACUUUUGCUAGCAAGUUCCUUUACUUAGCAGAGUGUGCAUUCCCCUUUACACAGCAGAAAACUAGUUGCAAACCCGUGUGAGUUUCUUAAGACAAUAAGCAAUUCAGUCUGGCUUGUCCAGAUUGAAAUGUAUUCUAAUAUUUUCCUGGUAAGACCCCUUGAAUCCCUCCUAAAAGAAUAAAGACACCACAGUCUUAUUCAUAAGCAAUAAAAAGAAAGUUUACUCAUGACCAGGCAGAGCACAGUGUGAUCCCUGAAGGCAGGCUUAAGGCUUAAAGUUACAAAUGUAUAAAAACAGGUUUACCCCAUAAGGGAGAUGACCUGAGGGACUGCUUGGCUGGCAGCCAGCAGUUCAUUCCAGGAAGUUCGCAGGACAAAAAGAAGAUGGAAAAGAGGGAGAGUGGCAGCAUGCCUUGGCCUUUUACCAGGUCUGGAAAGGUCAUGCCCACCCACUAAUCACAUGCAAGGAAGGAUGCUCCAGGCCAGGAAGAACAGGAAGUUUUGACUGGCUGGACCAAACAUCCCCUUGCAUGUCCACUCUAGGAAAACAAGGAAUGUUGUAUUUGACUGCUCCCAGUGGAUUACAUCCCACAUUCUGUAGUUCAUUAAGGGUGCUGAAAGUUGCUUUUGAGACCCCUACUCCCCUCACAGAACUACAGUUCUCAAGAACAGUUUAACAAUCAGUCCUUUUCCCAAGGAACUUGUAAGGCUUUUUCAACGUAUGGUGCCAGUGUGACCUAACUCAGGUCCAUUCAUUUCAGUGGCUCUGCUGUGAAUAUAAUUUAGGUGGCUACAGCCCUGCAAAUCUGAAUAACUAUUUGGGGAAGGGUUGCUGACCCCUGGUGUAGACAAUACUGAAUUAGAUGGACAUAUGGUCUGACUCACUAUAAGGCAGCUUCCUACAUUCCUAAGAGCAGGCAGCUGGGUCUGGAUUGCUUUUGGGUGCAAGCAGACUCAUCAUUCACACAGUCGCUGGUCCUUAAAUCUGAUGGAAUCGUGCACCCCCUUCAUUUAUUUUGUUGGUUAGGCAUGCCUCAUACUUAACGAUUUGCAGGCUGCGGUAAGAUUCAGAAAAGAAUGUUUCAUGCAAGCAGUUUGGAGCACCUUUCUUGGCCCCAGGAAAGCCCUGUAGCAAUUUCUUCGGCGUAGCUGGGAGCAGGCGUUGUUGGGAAAGUCUCGAUAACUGAUAAAACUGCUGCUGCUUCCUCGCUGGUUUCCUUGAGGCAAUUCACCUACCCUUGAUCAGCACCAGGUUUGGGUUGUUUUUUUAGUUUUUUACUGAGCAACUGGAGGUUUCAGAGAUAUGAAUGAGAGACUUGGGGAUUUGAGAGAAGAAGGCCAGGGGCGGAACCGCUGCUUCUGUCAUUCCAGUUCCGCCACCUUAUGAAAGUUGGGUUAACCGUUUUUGGAGACUGAGAGCUGAGGCCCAAACCAUUUCUCAUGCAGCCUGAUGUUGUUGUCGUUAUUGUUGUUGUUGUUGUUGUUGUUGUUGUUGUCAUCAUUUGCCCACCUAAGGUCCCAAAACGGGUUGCAGCCAUUAUAACACAAUUACAAUUACUGGGUUGCAAAAAUACACAUCUUAGGUAUCAAAUUGUUAUUCUUACUUUAUUUAUUUAUAUCCCGCCUUUUUCCCAGAUGAGGACACUGGCCUGUUUUGCCACUUCAAAAUCCCUGCAAGAGUUUAGGGAAGCUUUUAAUGUUUAAUAGGUUAUUGUAUUUUAGUGUUUUGUUGGAAGCCGCCCAGAGUGGCUAGGGAAACCCAGCCAGAUGGGUGGGGUAUAAAUAAUAAAUUAUUAUUAUUAUUAUUAUUAUUAUUAUUAUUAUAGUUCUCGGGGCACAUCUCUCUAACAAUACAGUGCUGCUGACCUGACUUUGCAGGUUCAUUCACAGGCUGUGGUGUUUCCCCUCUUCCGUCAAGCCUUUGAGGAGAGCUUUCAAAGGCCGUGAAGCUCUUUAUUUGUUGGGAAGGGAACAAGGAAACUCAUUCCUGCAUUGCUUAGAACACACUAUUUUUCUCCCUCUCCUCACACACUCUGCUGUGGAAUCUCUCAGCACAGCGCUGGAAGCGCUGGAAACAGUCUACAUCGCUCAAGCAGUCGGUGGCCCAUCCCUUGCUGGUGUGAGAGGCAGUGUGGCAUAUAGAAGGAUAGAGUCUCAGGCUUGGACCUUGGAAGGCAGAGUUGAAAUCUCCACUUGGCUGGGAACCUCCCUGGGUGGCCUUGGACCAGUCACCAUCUCUCAGCCUAACCUACCUCACAAAGUUGUUGCGAAAAAUGGAGGUGGGGGGACCACAUAUGCCUCCAUUUUCAGCUUCUUGGAGGAAAGAUGGGAUGGAAAUGUAAUAACAAUAAUAAUAAGCAUGAUAUAGCUGUUGGGCCAGCCUUGUGUGGCUCUUAGACGACAAUGGAAAAAAGCCCCCUAUGUUUCUUUUCCCUGGCUUGAGGGUGGGGUGCGCUUUUCCUCCCACUGAGAUCUUCUUUCCAGCUUGGCGAUGUCCUGAUUUCCUACCUCUGCCGCUUGAGCUCCACGUCUGAGCCGAAGAGCAAAGCACAAUUGACAGACUCCAUAUCAAGUGCCGAGAAGGCCUCAGAGAUCUUGUCAACUUCGCUUUGCCCUUCCUGUUGUGUCUGGGAUCAAACAGCCAGAGUGUGGAGAAAAGCACCGCGGAGCAGGGGGAAAGUGGAGCGACAGAGCCAUGCGAGAGCCCUGCGCUCGGGGCGCCCAGACAAAUAAGAAUCCAAAAGGACACCUUUCAGGGCAUAUUUUCCAUAAAUGCACAAUUACGAAACAAUUUGACACGGGGCAAGGGAACUGUCAUCCAUUUUUAAUAAGUGUAAACAGAUAAAUUAUAAAUAGCACAAAUAUUACGGAACAGUUAAAUAUUAAUUGCCAAAAUUAAUGUUAUCGGUGCUCUCUUCUCCAGAUGCCGACUUAAACACUGCUGCCAUUCCAGCAAACUGAGAAGCUGCUAGUAAAAGUGAAUAAUGUGAGCAGGCUAUUGGGGUGGGGGCACGAGGGGAGGACCAGAAAGGAAUGGGGGUUUAGGGUUGCCUUUUCCUGACACAUCAGGGAGAGCUGAAAUAUUUCCAGGCACCCAACCCCCCCACAGAGGUGGUACUGGAGUUUAGGAAUGCAAAGAUAAUAUUUGUCCUACACUUUGUCUGGCAAGUAAAAUUGUGAUGUCCUCAAGGGAUUUUCUUGUUAUAAUUCUGGUGUAGAUAAAAGAACCUAAGAAAAGCCUGCUGGAUCAGGCCAAUGGGCGAUCUCAUCCAGCAUCCAUGUUUCACAAGAUCACUGUCUCCUCCUGCAAUUUCCAGCAGCUGAUAUUCUGAAGCAUACCCUGCCUUUGACAGUGGAGGCUAGUAGCCAUUGGUAGCCAUAAAUGUCGAAGUGGUGCAUCUGCACAGCCAGCACAAAAUAGUUUUCCACCCUCAAUAUAGCAUGACUUUAGAGGUGUGACACAACAGCCUCAGGGCUAUAUCAGAUUCAGGGGGACGGGGUAUAUACCUGUCUGAGCACACACUGAUUCAUUGCUCGGCACCUUUAAAUCAGUCACCAGCUGACUGCUUGAACAUAAGAAGAGUCUGCAUUACUUCUGAGUAAGGCCUGCCCCAAAUGCAGAUCAGCUUCCAGAGACACUUAUCAAGUAAUAAAACUUCACCUCUCUGACUUUCGUUGCGUGGUGCUAUUGAUAUGGCCAUUCACACAACUGCUGAGAUCGCAUUGUAAUGAGUGGGAUAUAAAUUCCCAAAAUAAACCACAUUAAAUUAAAACCUUUGCACACUGGCAAGUCAAGUUGAAGACAUGUGUGCAAUCUCUCUCAGUUUGGCAUAAUUGCUCUGCAGUUAUUAUCUACUUAAUUUAUCCCCAAUUUGUUAGUCCGGCAGGGACCUGGGGGCUGGGCCAUGAAUUCUUGCCCCCAGUCACUAGAAAUCUUUUUCAGGCCCAUCUCUGGCUCCAGAGGUUCCAAGCAGGCAUUGACCCCACAUUUUAAAUUAACACCUUCACAACUGUAAGGGCUUAAGACUUUGGAUUUUAACAUCAAAAGCGAGAGUUCUUUGGAUAUUGGAUUCUACUCUGUUCUUGGCCAGUUGCUGCAUAAAUGCAGCCCUGAGUUCCUCCCUGAUAAUCCUAACCUUAUAUAGCCACAAUCAGAUAAAUUGAGCUUCAGGAAAUAGGGCUUAUUGUGUGUGUUUUACCCAUUGCUAGUUAGAGAACAGGGGCUGUAUCAUCCAACCCUUUCAGAUCAAACAGUCGUGUAAAGAUUCCCUUUUCCAACUUCCUAUCUCCAUAGCAUUGAAGGCAUACAAUUCCACACAGCCACUUGUGGUUUUCCUAAAUCUUACACUCUAUAGCUACAGUAAGUUGCUUUUUUGGCAGCUGAAGCCGUCUGGAUUUGAUUUUACAUCUAUAUUCUGCUGGCUACUUUGCAGUUGCAAGCGUUAUCGUAUAUUCCAACAAUCUGCAACCUAGUUUACAUACACGAAAUGUUUGCCAUAAAUAAUAAAGUCCAUUGUUUGUGGCAGAAUUUAAACCCAUCAAAUAACUUGCAGUUUUGUAUCCCAAAUACUUUGCCUCUUCAAUCAUCCCACUCAAGAAGCGCAUAUUAAGAAAGGCAAUACUUUGUCCUCUGUUCUAGUCAUUUGCAAACUGCUUCCACUUUUCAUAAUGGUUGCUUAUUAUGUUUGCCGUUUUAUAUCCUGGAUGGAAUUUGGCCAAAGGUGUCUAUUUAAACGCCAAAAGGAGCGUGCCCAACCAAUCUACUGAAUGGGAACAUACAACAUUUCCCCAUAUGUUCGUUAACUCAACUUCGGCUGUAAUUAUUGGUCACAUUUUUUUUGGAUGACCUCUCUAUGGAGAAGCACAAACCUGAUUGGCAACUGAGGCAAUAUGAGAAAGAAGAGAAGUCCCUGAUGGAUCCUGCCAGUUUAUUUUGUUAUAAAAACCCACGAUUAGUGGUAAAAGUUCAACCGUGGCUCUCUUUUGUCUUCAGAUAUUCAGGAGGACAGGAAGAAAUAAGGGGUUCCAGGGGUGACUGCAGAAUCUGCAAUGCAAGAUACAACCACAGCAUCUCUCGCCAAUGCUUGUCAGAAUACCUUCAGCGAAAGGAUGCUGGCCACCACUGAAGGCAAAUCUGUUCCACUCCUAAACAGCUCUUACCAUAGCAUUGACGUUUCACCAAAAUUCGCUUCUCUCAAAUUUCUGUCUACUGGCAGUCCUGCCCUGCAAAGCAAGACAAGGCUGCUGGAUCAGGCAAAAGGGCUAUCUAGUCCUCUUCUUGCAGUGUCUGCCCAGAUGCCCAUGGGAAACCUCAAGGAGGUUUCAAGCACAAGGGCCCUCCUGCCAUUUCCAGCAACUGGUAUUCAGAAGCAUUGCCGAUUCCAGCCAUGGAGGCAGAGCAUAACCAUUGUGGCUGAAAGCCAUUGAUAACCUCCUCCAUAUAUUUGUCCAAUUCUGCCUUUAGUUGGGAGCCGCCCAGAGUGUCUGGGGAAACCCAGCCAGAUGGGCAGGGUAUAAAUAUAUUAUUAUUAUUAUUAUUAUUAUUAUUAUUAUUAUUAUUAUCACCAUUGGGCUUUGGGCCACCUUCAGUUGGGCCUCAGUGCUCCUGCCUGCCCAAGGCCUGCUCCUCACUUGCCUGCCCUUUAGCUGCACCAGAUGGGACCAGUUCCAGGAAAGACAUUGCCUUGUAUGCUGAGCAAAGGUGGCCAGGAGAGACAUAAAUAUUUCAGGAGGGAGGGGGUGAGAAGGGAAAGAAGGUCUUUCUCAGGAGAAAGGGCUGGAGGAUGUAUUGAAGAAAGUGAGCCAGAAGGAUAUUAUUUAAUAAUUACUAAUACUAUGUAGUUGAGUUUGACCAAACUGUGGGAAGCAGUGGAAGACAGGUGUGCCUGGCAUGCUCUGGUCCAAGGGUCAUGAAGAGUCGGACACAACUAAACGACCAACAACAACAAUACUAUGUAGUAAUAAUAAGCUGAUAUUAAAAAAUAUAAUAAACAAAUUGGGAAGAAGAAGAAGGAAGGGGAUAAAAGAAGAAUGCUGUUGUAGGAGAAAGAAGUGAAUGUAAAAGGAGGAGGGAUGAAAGAAGCUUAAUAAGUUUCUUUCAUAAGGGAAUAGGUUGUCUGUUGAGUGUGAAAAGGAGAAAAGGAGAAGAAAUUACAGGCAAUGGGGGAAAAUACCUUGGAGAGACAUGUAGAGCUGGGAAGGGAAAAGUAUGAUUUAACAAUUUCCAAAGGUGGAUAGGAUACCAAAUGAAAAUGAUGUCAGUCAGUGACAGCUGAUUGCGCCCAACGCUGCCUCCACCUGCCGCCAUUUUGAAACUGCCUCUUCCUCAACAUUUAUGACAGGAGGGCCUCAAGUGUGUGGAGAAGCUCUCUUUCAAUGGUAUUGGAUACCCUGGGCAGUUUGUGUCAUCCGUCAAUUUGGAAAACAUUCCCCGUGCAUUCCCUGUGCUACCAGGUGGGAGCUCACAGGACACAGUGCCCUUUCAUAGCAAAAGAAAGAAGCAAAUCUCCACACAGGGAACGCACAGCAUUUCAAAGAGAAGGCUAGACCAGAAGAAUCUGUGGUACCUCCUUUUCUCGGUGCAGGAAUCCUGCCUCUCACCUGGCAUAAUGCAAUGCGGGCACAAACAAGGCUGCUGUGUUUGCUGAUGACGGGGAAGGGUUUGUAGGAAGUGCAUCAACUCUAGUACGUCGCAGGUGACAAAAACAGGUGCCCUUGUGUGUUUGCAAUAACUCUUUACUCUCACACAAUGUGACUCACUGCCUAACACCUCCCAUGCUAACUAGCAAGAGCCUCACAUCCAGUUUGCCAUGCUCACUUGUUGCUGAUGCUUGACGGGUUUUUCCUAGUUUCUUAUUGUAAUGGUGUUCAUAUAGAUGUCAUUGGGGGACACAGGGUGGGUGAGUUAUUUGGAAUUAGCUUCUGGUCACAUCGCCUCCAAGCAGAUACUGUAGGACUGGAAAAGGCUGAAAAAAGGACAGCCAGCAUGAUCGGGGGGUGGGGCAACUGCCCCAUGAGAAAAUGUUUCUGUUUUGGGACUUUUUGGUUUAGAGAGAAGGCAAGUAAGAAGUUUGUAAAAAUGUAGGCAUGGCAUGGAGAAAGUGGGUGUAGAUUCCCCACCCCCCACCCCUUCAGAGAGCAUGUAUUGAAGCUGAAUAUUGGAAGAUUCAGGACAGGGAAAGUUCUUUUUUUAUUCAGUGCACAGUUAAACUAUGGAACUCACUCCCGCAGGAGGCAUUAAUAGACACCAGCUUGGAUGGGUUUAAGAGGAUGAAACAAAUUCAUGGAGGAAAGGACUAUCCAUGCCUACUAACUUGUAACUGAGGAUCGUUAAAGGUUUUUGAAAAUAACUGAUCACAGAUAUGGAGGUUGAAGUGAGGAUGAUUGAGCUCACCUGCUUGGAAUUUCUGGGCUCCGUGGCUUUAAUACUGAGUUAGCAGGGAUCUGGGGCAGGGCAUUCUCAGUGGUGGUGCUAUAUCGUUAGAGUUCCCCUUCCAUCUUUGGGGUGGGCUUCAUUUCUACUUAGGUUGUGUUUCGAUCAACCCUAACAUUCUUGUUCCGCUCCCAAGCUUUGGCUUGAUUUUUUUUUCUUCUGGUUCUUCUGUGUUUUGAGAUUAUUUUGAUUGCAAUGUUCUUAAUCCUAAUUUACUUUGAAAGCCGCCUGGUGAGAACUUGGCCCUAAAAGGCAGGACUAAAAAUAAUAAUAAUAUAGAAAUAAGUAGACAGAAUACUUUUGUUUUACUCGGUUCUUCAGCAUACGGUUGAGGAUUUUUUGCAGUGAAACUGAAUUAAUAGAAUCGUAGAGUUGGAAAGGACUCAAAGAGUCGUCUAGUCCAACCCCCUUUCUUGAAGGAAUCGCCACUAAAGAUGAUAUAAUGCCCACAGCUGUGAACUUCCAGUUUGCCCUGUUUGGUUAUUGGGUUUGGUCUGAAGGCACAAGAGGCCAUCAGCUUGCUGAAGCUAAGCAGGUCUGGAUGUGGUCAGUGCCUGGGUGGGAGACUGCCUGAGAGCCCCCUGGGGGUCCAUGCUGGGAGAAAGGUAGGAAAGUGUAAGAAAACGUAAGAAAAUAACUAAAUAAAAAAAAUAAGUUUCCUGUCCAACCAUUAAUGACUUGACUGGAAAGCUUUCAGCCGUUAGUCCUUGCAGAAGGUAAAGCUUGUCACUUUCUGAGUGUCCUUGGCCAUGGUUUUGGCAGGGCAGGAGUUCGACAGAACUGAGUUCCUUUACCCUUUUUAAUUAAAUAAUAAUUAUUAUUAUUUUGCCUGAGGAGCUAGAACCCAGUGCCUGAGCAAAAAAUCCACCUAUAGUCGUAAUCAAUAAAGUUGUGGCCAUUUCUAAUCCAGAUCAUUGUCUGCUUGAGUUUAUUAAUCACAUCUUACAUUUAGCCACUGCCCAGCAGGUGGGGAGUGGCACUGCGACUGGGCCCGCAAUAAACAAGCAAACUUGAUGGUGAGUUUUCCAGAAAAAGAAACCACUGGCCUUGCCCCAUUUCAGGCUGUGUGCAGUCAGUCGGUAGGUUACCUUGAAGAAAAAUCAGGAGGAAGGAAACAUCUGGAGAUGCAUGGCAAAAGGAGGCAGGAAAAGGCAGGCACAGAACACCAGCAAAACAGCUCGCCCACAUUCAUAAUUAAAGUCGUAACUUUAUGGGAGUCCCAGCAAACAUCUAAUCUACUUUCAUCACUACUGUAAAUGUUCUUGAAAGCUACAGCAUUGCUCAAUUAAUUCAGUACAAGAUUGAGCACAAGUCUUAUCAGUGUAUCCCCCACUAAUUGAUUCCAGUUUUAACCAAAAGGAAGAAAGAGUCAGUGGAAUUCCAGUUCCAGUCAUGCACAGAGUGCCCAGAUGCAGUUAACCCUUUCCUGACUCCUAAGAUCUAAGGCAGUGGUCUCAAACUUUUUUCUUUGGGCUACACUUUCUUUGGGCUACACUUUUUUAUUGGUAAGAAAUACAUUGGAAAACAAAAAGCAACAACUCAUAGUAGUUGCUUGAUUUAUAACAUAGAAAGUAGAAAACAAUGGACAUGAAUCACUCUCAAAAUAUAAUUAUAAACGAGCCUCUGACAUACAUACCUUUACGUAUGUAUAUAAAUUCGGUGCAAGGUGUGAGGUUCCACACUGAAAUGUUUAAAUGUUUCUUUGAUUGUCUUUGAAUCUUCCCUCCACACUUGCCAUCCUCUCUUGCCACACUCUUUGAGAACCACUGAUCUAAGAGGAGGCUGGAGUUCAGUCUUCAGGUUGCUAAAACAACAGAGAAGAGUCUUUGGGGAUGCAAAGUACUUCUCGGAUAUUUCUGAAUGUGAAGAUCAUUUGUUGGUUAAGUUCUUUACCUAAAAAAUAAUGCUGUUUUGUUUUGUUUUGACAAUGUCAUCCCAAGUCAGCAGAGCAAUAGACCUAUGGCCUAAGGGCUUCCCCUGAGCUGAGAAUCAGACAGAAAGCAAAUGAUCUUGAGAAAAUAAGGAUGGCUCCAGAAACAUUCUCCAUAGGCAGCACAUCAAGUGACAUAAUCCUCGUCUUGAAACCUGCGUGCGCAUGCUGGGAACUCCAAACGUUCCCGGGGUUGUGAAUGCAAGUCACGGGCAAGCCAUCCACACAAGCUGUUGUGACGGAAGGCUGCCUUGCCGAGUGUGGAGCUGCCCACGUUCCAGGGGGCCAUAGCAAUUGCCGACGCUGGCUUGUGUAAGAGGAGAAAUUGCCACCGAGCUGCAGAAGGGCUGUAGCUCAGUGGCAGAGCAACCGCUUUGUAUGCAGAACCUCCCAGGUUCAAUCCCCGACAUCUUCAGGUAGGGCUGGGAGAGAAUCUCAUCUGGGACUCAGGAGAACCACAAUUCUGAGCUGGGCUCAUACCUGUGUUCCGUGUAGCAUGUGAAUGUGCCUGACAUUCUAUACAGGCGGCAAACAUUUUCUGUGCAGGUUCCGCCCCUGGCUACCAUACACAUAAGCCCGCCCCGUUCUGCCCUCUUCCAGGUCCAAAAGUACCUAUGUGUUUGCGGUCACACAUCAAUUAGGAACAAAAUAGUCGCUACCUGCAUUCCUUAAUUUGCUUAAUUUGAUACCGUUUCAUAAUAGCUGUGGCUUAGUGGUUGUGGUGGUGAGGAGAGGGAAGGGGAGCAGGAGAGAAACAGACUGUGCACUGGGAUUUACAAAUACAUAUUGGACAAGUACCUAAUUAAUUCAAAUGCAAAACAAUUCCAUGUAUGUGUCACCUGCCUCGGUUCUGGGGUGGUGGAUCCGUAAACAAGACAGGGAGUGACCAGCCGCAAAGGGUGGGUUCCAGAGAAGGGUGGGACCUUCCGUUGGCGUUCAGCAGGGAAUUGUGUGAGCUCCAGCAACUUCAGCUAUCUCUGUAAUUAAUCCAGAAGAGAGUAGAUGGCACACUAAUGAAAUCUGCAGAUGAUUACUAAAUUAGAAGGAACUGGAAACACCAGAUUUAGGAGCGAUAGUGGAAAGAAAAUUAUACAUGAAGUGGGAGACCAGCGCAACAUCAAAAAGAGCCUUUUCCGAUCUGGGCCAUGCAGGGAGGCAGGCAGCUGCCUGUCCCCAAACUACCCGAGUGGAAAAAUCACACCCAAACUCUAGCGAUUCUGGUGGGACCUUUGUGGUUCCUGAGAGAUGCAAACAAAUUAGGAGGGGAAAGAGAAGGAGCUAGAGGGAUUCCUUCUGCAAGGAAGGCAGUGUAGUCUGAGAAGAGGGCUCUUUUUAGGAUUCAAAGCACGCUUUGCAACAGCGCGACUGACAGGAGAGGAUGACAGAUUCUUUGAGGGUGUGCUUUUGCAAAAGUGAAUACUUUGGGGCUGUCUGGGUCAUGGCUGUGGUGCAGAAUUUGGCAGCCAGGUUGCUCACUGGGACAUGACAGAUUGAGCAUAUUGUGCUGAUCCUGACCCGACUGUACCAGCUGCCAGUUAGCUUCUGGGCCUAAUUCAAAGUGCUGGUUUUUACCUAUAAAGCCUUAAACAGCUCAGGACCUCAAUACCUCAAGGACCGCCUCUCUCCAUAUGAACUGCCCCAGACUCUGUGAUCAUAAUCUGAGACUCUUCUUUGGGUGCCUCUCUCACGAGAGGUCUGGAGGGUGGCAGGCCUUUUCUGCAGUGGCUCCCCAUUUGUGGAAUGCUUUCCCCAGGAAGGCUCUCCUGGCACCUUCAUUACAUAUCUCUAGGCGCCAGGCAAAAACAUUUCUCUUCAACCAGGCAUUUGGCUGAUUUAAUAUUCUGUGGUGUUUUAAAUGUGUCUGUGGAAGGGGGGUAUUGUUUUAUUUUUGUUUUAUUAUAAUAUUUUAUGGUUUUAGCUUGUAUUUUUAUAUUGUGAAUUGCCCUGUGAUCUUACUACCACUACUAGGUAAAGCUAAGAGACCCCUGACCAUUAGGUCCAGUCAUGGACGACUCUGGGGUUGUGGCGCUCAUCUCGCUUUACUGGCCGAGGGAGCCGGCGUUUGUCCACAGACAGUUUCCAGGUCAUGUGGCCAGCAUGACUAAGCCGCUUCUGGCGAAACCAGAGCAAUGCACGGAAAUACCGUUUACUUUCUCGCCACAGCAUACUACUACUAAAAAUAAUAAUCAUAAUUUUGUGGGUAAUGGGCGGCCUUCCCCUUGUGGGAAAUUUGGGUUAAUCUUUGGGGUUACCCUAAUAAUGAACUCACCAUAAUAAAGAUAGUGUUGGUUAAAUGGGGGAGUGUGCUAUACACAGUUUACUGUGCAUUGUGAACUCUAUUUCUGUCAGCUCCUGUCUUGGAGUUUGAGGUUGGACUAAGCCACCCUUGGCUAACCUAGUGCCCCUCAGGCAUUUUGGACUAUAAUUCUCAUCAGGUCCAGCAUCAAAAAUAUCUGAAAGGAACCCUGAUGGCAAAGGGUGGGCCAGGUGACCAUAAAAGAGCCUUCUGAGAUUCAGCAACUACUGUCUUAAGAUUCUGUGAUUCUCGCAAGAUCAUGUGACCUUCUACUCCCAUUUUGUGCCCACCCCUUUUCCUUUUUCUCCUCCUCCCAGAAUAAGCCGUCUGUUUAAUGGCACGGAACCUAUUGUGUUGGACAGUUUAAAACAACAUUAUUUCAUUGAUCGAGAUGGUGAAAUUUUCAGAUACAUCUUAAGCUUCUUAAGAACGUCAAAACUGCUGCUCCCAGAAGACUUUAAGGUAAGACAGGCCAGAAACCUGUAAUCAGUUUGUUCUCUUAUUAAGCCAUUUAUUUCAGAGUGAGUUUGUAUUCUCUGGUGUACUUUCCCCCACUAUGCUGAGGCUGGAAAAACCCUGCCUGCAUGGCUCUGUGGUCUUCUCCCCUUUCCAUCCUCUCCCUUUCAGUUUUGGGAACUAACUGUGGUUUACUCUCGGUAUGCACCAAUGUUUAGGUUAGCCAUAGUUUGCUGUAAACCAGAUUAGAACAGGGUUUCCAAACAUAGUUAGGAAACUGUGGGGUUUUGUCUGGUCUGCACAUGACCCAGAUGUUGCUGGUGUUAUUGUUAAAGGGACUGCUUUGCCAAGACUUAUGUUCGGUUUCCUUGGGUCUGAUGUUGUUGGAGCAACAGGAACUUGCAUGCUCUGGCAGAGGGGGCCCUUUCUGUUCUUUAAGGUGCUUGUCGGAUGCUAGGCUGCAGAUGCAACAGCUUAAGAAACAGGCCCACUAGUUGUCAUAGAUACCAGAAAGGGAAAGGGAUUGGCAAAGCACCAGGCAGGAUCAGUUUUUCUAAGCCAAUUUUACUUCCUCAUUUUUAGCUUAUUUAUCAGGAUCUAACAACAAUUAAGAAGAAGCACCAGAAGCUGGCCAUAUACUACCUUUUUUUAGUGGUUUUGCUUUGAUGGAAUUCAGAAUGUGCAUAGCCUGAUCUAGAACCAACUUCAAAUCAGCUAGAAAGGUCUUGGUGAUUAAUGCCUCUCUGUGUUAAAAAAACCCAGUGAACUGAUACUACAUCUGGAUUUUUCUGUUUGACGAAUGCCACCAAGCCUCUCACAUUCCCUAUCACACACAGUACUCCAUCCGUACAAAUUCCAGUACAAGAAUCCCAUGAAAUCUUUUUCUUUCUUUCCCCCAAAUACUCAGACAAGGGUUGGAAAAUAUAUUUUCCUCUAAUAUGUUUUGCUAACUCGUUGCAAAGCAGGAACUGUGUAAUUAUUUCACCAUUGUGAAUGAAUUUGAUAGAGGCAAGCAAUUCUGCUUUUUCCAAUUGUGGCUUUAGAUUCAUAAACUUGAAUGGCAAAUUCAGAAUUCCUCAUACUUUUGGAAACACAGUUCUCAAUAUUAGCUGACAUAUCAACUAUUCUUCUGCAAAUUGUCUUGUCAGACAAAAGGAAUUUCCAUAACUUGUCAUUCAGCAUCAUCACCAAACAAUUUUUUCCACAAUCAAGCUGCAGGCAAGCUUAAUCAAUUUUUCAGCUAUUACUGUUAUGUAGUUUUGUCUGUUGAGCAAUCAAGUCAGCCACUUGGUAAGAUAUAAUUUACAUCUUAUCUGAGUCUUCUACUCAUUUUUUUAAAAUAAUAAUAAUAUGGUCGUUGGCAUUUCUGCUGUUCCAAAGGCCUUUCAAACUAUUGAUGAAAUAUUUGCCAGAUUUCCACGUUUUAACAGCAGGUGUAUUUUCAUGUUGUUUGGGGCCAUAUUGGAAUUAGAAAGCUUCUCACCACAGAUCAAACACAUAGGCUGAGGGACAUUUUUAUGUGAAACUGAGACUCAGAUAGCUCUCCGCAUAUUGUCGACCAACUUUUUUUUUUGGAGGUUUGCUUGGGCCUGCUACUGGUGUUGAAUUAAACGAGUCUUCUCCAGCACUCUGUUUGAACGGCAAUUCUGGGUCACAACUAGGAUUGUCCUCAGUAUCACUUGAUGUUCUUGUUCUCAUUUUGAAAAGUUACCUAUCCAUAUUCUGCAAAUAAGUUUUCCCCCUUUUGAUACUGUACUAUCUUAUGCUACGCUAUGCUACAUUGAAAUGUUUAAAUGUUUCCUUGAUUGCCCUUGAUUCUUCCUGCCCCACCAAUGUGACAUACGGCACCCUUUGAGAACCACUGUCCUAGAGAGAUGGUAUCUGCAGUAGGAUCAUUCAGAAAGCAGUUAUCCAUUGGAUAUAUGGGUGAGGCGAUCGUUGAGGCAUCAAGGUCCCAGCCUAUGCCAGCACUUUGAAUCCAGCCCAGUAGCUAAUUGGCAGCCAUUAGUUUCUGAAACAUUAGAGAGUUAAACAAUACAAAAAGAGAACAUGUGGUUAUACCUUAGAAGUGGUGGAAAGUUUAUAUCCAGCUAGUCAGGCCAGUGAUACUUCCCCUCCAGCACCCUGGACAGCUUUCCCAAGAACACUGGGGGAGGGGGGAGAAGGAGAGACCUUCCUCCUUGCCUCUUAACUGCAGAGUGACCUGAGGGCUGCUACUGCUGCUCCCACCACCAGCCCAGAUGGGUAAGGGGUGGUUACAGAGCCCACCACCAGCCCAGAUGGGUAAGGGGCUUUUACAAAGGAGGGGCUUUGUGGGGAAUCAGAGGCGCUGAGGUUGCUGAAAGGGAGGGAGAGGAAGGUGGGUGUGGGACUUCCAAAGUCAGAUAAGUCCCCCCUCCCCAUAAAAAAAACCUCAGCUAUUUUUCAUUGUUUUGGAAGUCGCCUGUCUCCACACAGAAUUGGGUUUCCCCAGGCAGGGAGCCAAGCUGCACGGUUAUGUGCUGGUUCCCCAUGGCUCCAAUGAUCCAUAUGAGUUUGUUUGUUUGUUUGUUUGUUUGUUUGUUUGUUUGUUUGUUUGUUGCAUUUAUACCCCACCUUUUUCUCCAAGGAGUCCAAGGUGGCUUACAUGCUUCAUCAAGCCCACACCUCAAUUAAUCCUCACCAUGAUCCUAUGAGGUAGUUUAGGCUGAGAAGUGGUGACUGCCCCCCAAGGUCACCCAGUGACCUUCAUAGCCGAAUGGGGAUUUGAACCCUGGUCUCCAAGAUCCUAGUCUGGCACUCUAACCACUACACCACACUGGCUCUAUUUUAGAAAUCUGCCUGUACUUAGAAGUACAGGAGAGAAUUAAAAAAUGCUGAGACCUGAGGACUGCAGAAGUAUUUUUGUGUUGGCUGGGAGGCAGAACGGUGCAAACCACACAGGAAGUUGUCGAUCCUCAGAUUUCGGCGGGACCGCUUCCAAAUAUAUACUUUGAGAAUUUCUGCCUCUGAGGAUUGCAGUUUUUAAGUGUUGUUUUCAGGCUGAGCUACGGAGGCAGCUGCAUAUGUGUUCCUAGCUAGCGAGUCUCUAUUAUCGCAUCUGACUGGUGUGUUUACAGUGAAUAUUAACUACAGUUCCAGUUGCUAAUAAGAUGAGACUUGAAAGUGCUCUACCUUUGACAGCCUCCCCCCACCCCUUGAGAGCACCUUUUCCUAAUAUCUAAUACAGUUUUCAUGGGCUUGUGAAUUGUAAAUACAGCAGCAAUUCCUGGCUCAGGGGGUCCUUCCUGUCGCUCACUGCUGUCGCUCCAUUGAGUCAGAGGAGUGCGAAGUUGUUUCAUGUGGCAAGCAGAAGGUAUGGGGUGCAGGCUUGGCUCUGCAGGCUUCCUCUGUCCCCCACCCCCUGCAAUUCACCUAGCAUGCGCCAGUCACUACAUGCGCUGAGACCCAGGCACAAGCACCUGCCUGCUUGUGCAGAAAGAGUAUUGUUAAGUGCCAUCCCAACCACCAAGUUGUAAGAGGCUCCAGGAGUUCCAAGCACUUCCCCCAGGGUUUGGUUUCCUUGGAACGAAGGUCAGCGGAGACUGUGGUUUCUUUAGGAUGCAUGGUUUUAUUUCCACAUAUAUAUAUCCUAUGCACUGGAUGGAGAGGCUGACAGCAUUGAAACCCCAACGGAUCUUGCUUCUCCCUUUGAUUUCCAGAGAAGCCCCAAAGCUCAGCUUAGGCCUACCACAGAGCAGGACAUGUCUCUGUGUCUCCAGCAUCCAGCUUUCUGCUCUCACACACAACAACUUAUCAAGCUAUUGUUCUUCUACAAGCCAGCCAGGUGGGGAAGGCCCAACCAUUCAUUUCUCUGAAAAUGGAACUCAUUUAAGAUGCAGAAGUUGGGUAUUUAGCUUGACAUAAGAAGAGCCUGCUGGAUCAGGCCAACGGCCCAUCUAGUCUAGCAUCCUGUUCCUACAGUGACCAACUAGAUGACUGUGGGAAACCUACAAUUAGGACCCGAGCGCAAGAGCACUUGCCUUUCCUGUGGUUUCCAGCAACUGGUAUUCAGAAGCAUUGCUGUCUCCAACCGUGGAGGCAGAGCAUAGCCAUCAUGGGUGGUAGCCACUGAUAGCCUUCUCCUCCAUGAAUUUGUCUAAUCCUCUUUUAAUGCCAUCUAGGUUGGUGGCCAUCGCUGCCUCCUGGGGGAAAUGAGUUCCAUAGUUUAGCUAUGCACUGCAUGAAGAAAUAGACAAAGAGACUGGUUUGACCAGUCCAACGGGUUCCCUCUUAUACAUUCUAGCCUCAGAAAUACAGGAUUGCAGGUUUGGAAGGGACCCAGGGUUUCAUCCAGAUUGAGCCCCCUCAAUUGAUAAUGUCUACUCUGAAGAAGAAGGUCUGUCCCGAACAGCUUCCCUGUAGAGUACCCUCCAGGUACAUUUGCCCUCACACAUGGACAUCCUAGGAGUCCAAGACAAAUGGGGCUGCCAUACUCUUGUGGGCUUCCAUUUAUUUCAGAGAACAUACUGGUGCAUCUAGCCCAAUUGGGCCACCCUGAGUAGCCCCCAUUAUCUAUUGCUUAAAGCAGCUGUUUUUCUUAGCCUCCUAAACAGGGAUGUCUCUGGGCAGGUAGCCCGAUCCCAAGAGCAACCUAGAGCCACAGGAGCCCCAUAGCCCACGCUAAGGACUGGUGGCUGUCUGCAUAUUACAGUGGCCAAAUCUGCCUGGCCGUAUUCAGGAUUCAGUCAUUUUUAGUGUAACUGAUGGAGCAAGCCUGGGCAUCUGUUUCUUACACAAGACCCAUUCAGGUUUUCAUCUGUACAUGAGAGGGCUUAAAUUUGGGGCAGGGGGAGGUGGCAGCCAAGGUCUCCAGGUGCCUUGAUACUUGUGCCUUUUGAGUGUGAAGGAAUAUCUUUGCAGGGUUCCUUAGUUGCACUAAAAUACCCUGCACAGACCUUCGUGCUAAACACAGGAAGGUGUAAAGCAAGAACAUCUCUCAGCCAAGAGCCAUAUUCAGGGGAGCACCAUUGGUACUGCUGAGAAGGCUGGAAUGGAGGGGCUCCAGAUGCCUGUAGCAGCUAAUAGAGCUACUACAGCCAAGCAGAGGCUUCUGUGAGUGUGUGCUUCGUAUGCAGACUCCUGAACAUUGUUAAUGUUAGCAGCCACUGAACACAUCUCAGCCAGUUGGACUCUGUUAGUCGAUGGAAUCUGUAGGUUGCCAUUUGCCCCUUGCAGGGAGCUGCAAAGAAGGUGCUUCAGGUUUCCUUGCCAUUUCUUUCCAUGUCAGCACUUUUCCAGGCUGGAGUCUGUCAUUUUCUGCCCUAAGUCAUCAGAACAAAGUGGGAGUGAAAUCAUGCCUGUAUCAGAUGAGCAGCAUCAGAUUAGCAGGGGUGUUAGCAAACUCCCGGGUGCAGCAAGGCUGGGAACAAAAUCUCACACCUGCCUUUCAAGGCUGUCUUGGGUGCUGCCCUGUCAACAUGGACAAAAGGCCCUUCUCUUGGGUGAAAAUUAAAAGUCACUGGUGUGAUAAUCAGACAUCCGGCUCCUUUUCUGAACAGUGGGUGUGGCAUUAGGCAACUGGUCCUCAAUGGGCCCGUCACUAGGGAAUGUGGGGCUCCUCAAGGGAGGGUGUAAAGUUCCAGGCCCUCUGUCCCGCCCCACCACCCUUCAAACCUCAGAUUAAUGGGGCAUUUGAAGAAGGGUCUGCUCAAAGGACCUAGCUACAGCUAGGUACAUAUGGAGAAAGGGAAUCCUUCAGGAACCAAGGUCUCUGUGGGUCAAAGCAAGUUCUUUGAAAAGGGGCCAGAAACAAAUUGGGAGCAGCUUUGAAAACUUUGCAUUACUGGGAGAGGAUGCAACUCUUUUGCAUGAUCAGUAGGUGAAAACUUUUGAAGGUAUACUGAAGGGAUUUGUGGGGGUGGGCAUGAAUUGCCAGACUAUUCAACCAAGAAACACCACCUUCAAGGAAAGCGUCCUAUGUAUAUAUGUUCUCAAAAGGAAUGUUGAAAAAGAUCAAAAUGAGAAAGUCAUAGAAUUGUAGAGUUGGAAGGGACCCCAAGGUCCAACCCCCUAAAGCUUCCAUGACAGAUGGCCAGUCAACCUGCUUUAAAACUUCCAGUAAAGGAGAGUCCACAGCCUCCUGAGGGAGACUGUUCUACUGUCAACAUCUCUUACUAUCAUAAAGUUCUUCCUGAUGUUUAGUUGGUAUCUCCUUUCUUGUCAGUGGUUCAAGUCCUGCCCUCCAGAGCAGGAGAAAACAAGCUUGUCCAUCUUCCAUGGCUGUCAUAUCUCUUCUCAGUCUCCUCUUUUCCAGAUGAAACAUACCCAGCUCCUUCAACCAUUCCUUAUUAGGCUUGGUUUCCAGACCCUUGAUCAUCUUGGUUGCCAUCCUCUGAUUUUCCAGCUUGUCAAUAUCCUGAUUAAAUUGUGAUAACCCAGAACAGGACACAGUAUUCCAUGUAUGGUCUGACCAAGGCAGAAUAGAGUGGUACUAUGGAUUCCCUUGAUCUGGACACUAUACUUCUGUUGAUGUAGCCUAGAAUAGCAUUAGCAUUUUUUUGCUUCUGCAUCACACUGUUGACUCAUGCUAAGCUGGUGAUCCACCAAGACCCCUAGAUCCUUUCACCUGUACUACUAGUAAGCCAGGUGUCUCCCAUCUUAUAUUUGUGCAGCUGGUUCUUCCUGUCUAAGUGCAGAACCUUCCUUCCUUCUCAUAAGAUUGGCAGGGUCUUAACAGGAUCCCAGAACGUAAUAUAUCUGAUGCAAAAAGAAAAGCCAUCAGAAAUAAUUUGCAUAUUUUUCUUUACCCCAGAGAAUGAAGGAAAAGCCAAGUUUUAAGACAGGCUUCUGCUAACUUAAAGCAGGCUUCUCUCAACCCACUCAAAAGGAAAUUGGGUGCUACAUUAGACUAACGAUAAGAGUUGCAGUCCAAAAUUUCUGGAGGGGUCAAAAGAAGGCCCAGUGAGCCCCAGUGAGAUCUUUGGCUUUGCAACUGACUUUUAUCAUUGUAGAUAUUAAGAUGAGACUUCCUGUACUCUGUGGGUGUGGUUAAGUCAAGCUCCAUUCAAGUUCUUGUCGUGCCGUAGGGCUGGCUGCCAAGUAUUUGAGGAACAUUGUGAAAUGCUUUGCCUGAACACUGUCCUGUAGUGGGGAAUUCCAAAGGAUGGCUUUUUUUGCAGUCAGCUUGCUUGCCAGAUUUCCAUGGGCGGAUGAGUGUUCUUUUUCCAUGAGAGCUCAUUUAGCAUAGUAACCAAAACACACACAGCUAAGAACCAGGAAGUUUCAAAUCACACCUCUACAAUGAACCUCCUUUCAGCAGCUUCCCUUUCCCCCAGCCUCAGCCCCCAACAUUCAGGGCAUAGUAGCACCUUCCCUUAGGGGGAUUGUAAAAAGAUCUUGAGAGAAACUGUAUUGAAUUGUGCUUGUAGCCAUGAAGACUGUGACGUGAAAUCGUCAGUUGUUCAGGGAAUGAUUGCUGUCCAUCUUCUGUGAGGAAAGGAGAGUUGUCAGUUUGGUUGGGAUUGAAAUAUUUUACUACGCACAGAACUGAAAAGAGGUUCCCCUGGGACCCAAGGAAUCGAAAGGAUGGGACUCAGAGGCAAGGAAGUACUUAUGGUCAGGAGAGGGGUGUUAUGUUGUUGAGGGAAGGAGAGAGGAGUGCUGGGGAAGUUGGUCAAGAGAAAGGGUGGCUCAGGAGAGUGGGGCAAUUUAGGAAGAGGCCUGAGGACACAAGAGGUGGUGGAAACUUGGAGUUUUUGAAAGGAGAAGCCAAGGUGCAAAUUGAACAGGAGACUAUUAGGGAGCUGUGUGUUGUUGCCAGGAAAGAUGCAGGCAGGCAAGGGGGAACUAAGGGGGCUUAGGGUGGCUGGGUUUGGAGUCUAGAUCUUGAAUUCCACAUGUUGACUUGAACUGAGCAGCCAGCUCCCUGGCUUCAGACAUCCAGUGUGUUGCAUUGGAAUAGUCUUUAUUAAGCACUGUUAUUUCUGCUACGGGUACAGUAGUCCCUUAAGGUCCUCCCAUUUCCAUGGUUUUCAGAGCUGUGGUGUGCAUUCAAGCAGGGGCACCAUCCAGCCCAAAUGGUUACAGAAAGACAUGGGGCAAGGAUAGACCUCAGGCAACCUGUUUCAAGCAGGGCUGUGCUUACCUCAAUCCUCUCCUCCACCUCAAGGCCCAGGUACUUCCCUUGGAGCACAAGAAGGAGGCAGUGGCAAUUUCCUCCCUGGUGGAAACGAUGCAUUUCCCAUCACUUUUUCCUGUGUGGGUAACCCUUCCUGGUGAACUUUUCCGUCCACUAAAAUCCCCACAAUGAGGGAUUCCAUGCUGUGAUUGAGCUUUUACCUCAGUUUACUAGCGGCAUGGUGGAGGGGGGCCGUUUCUGUCAGGUUUGUAGAAUGGGACGGGUCACAUUUUUCUUCCCCCUGCAGUCCCCCUUGUGCUGCUUAGCUGACUGAGGAACAACUGAGAGUGGUGGGAAAAGGCUGGACUGCCAGAAAAUAACGUUUUCUGGAAAAACCGCCCCUUCUUCUUGUUGCUUGGCUGAUCUAUGAAGAGAGUAUUGUGAUCCCCGUAAGAUCAGGAAGUGGACAGAAGCAGCCUGCAGGAUGCAGAUUGCACAGUUCUGAACUAGAGAUGGAGGGAAGGGUUUUGGUUUUUUUGGAGACUGUGCACAUUGACCAGAGAAUGUACAAAAUUCAGUUGAGAUAUGCACAUUCCCCAAAGCCCAUUUGAGAUUACAUGCAUAAUUUCCUCUUCAUGGACAGAUUAUGUGUAUAGACAGGGUCAGUAAACUUUUUCAGCAGGGGGCAGGUCCACUGCCCCUCAGACCUUGUGGGGGGGCCGGACUAUAUUUUUUUGGGGGUGGGGAAUGAACAAAUUCCUAUGCCCCACAAAUAACCCAGAGAUGCAUUUUAAAUAAAAGGACACAUUCUACUCAUGUAAAAACAUGCUGAUUCCCAGACUGUCCGCGGGCUGGAUUUAGAAGACGAUUGGGCCGGAUCUUGCCCCCAGGCCUUAAAUUUGCCUACCCAUGUGUAUAGAUAUAGAUACAGCCGUACGUUGGAUCCUGAACACCCUGGUACUCAGACGUUUUGGCUCCCAAACACAGAAACCCUGAAGUGAGCGUUUCAGUUUGCGAACGUUCUUUUGGAAGCCAAAUGUCCGACGGGGCUUCCGCAGUUUCUGAUUGGCUGCAGGAGCUUCCUGCAGCCAAUCAGAAGCCGCGGUUUGGUUUUCAAACGUUUUGGAAGCCGAACGGACUUCUGGAACGGAUUCCAUUUGACUUCCAAGGUACAACUCUAUAGACAUAGAUAUAGAUUUAGAUUUAGAUAUAUGAAAUCCAUAAGUGCUGAGAUACAUAAGCUCUCUUUCUCUCCUUUUUUUAAAAGGAUUUUAAUCUUUUAUACGAAGAGGCCAAGUACUACCAGCUGCAGCCAAUGAUCAAGGAGCUGGAGCGAUGGAAACAGGAGAAGGAACAAAGGAAGCACUUCCAGCCCUGUGACUGCUUGGUUGUAAGGGUGACUCCGGAUCUCGGGGAAAGGAUUGCACUGAGCGGAGAGAAGGCAUUGAUCGAGGAGAUCUUCCCGGAGACAGGGGACGUCAUGUGCAACUCGGUCAAUGCAGGCUGGAACCAAGACCCCACCCACGUCAUUAGGUUUCCUUUGAACGGAUACUGUCGGUUGAAUUCGGUGCAGGUAAUGGGCCUCAUCCGUUCUACCUUUUUCUUUUCGCUUUCAGCUCUAAGCAGAUGAGUCCCUUCUGCCCAAUUGCCUCUGUGUCAUUGGAAGAAGGAGGCAUUUUUUGCCUGGUGAGAUCAUGGGCGUUUUCCCUCUCUCUCCCUUUCCCUUUUCCCUUAAGUCUAAGUUGUUGGUGGGGGAGAGAAAGAGAGAUUUAGAUUUUUGUGUGUGUUAGCACCAUGCUGAUCUCAUAAUGGCGUUAGGCUGACAAAUGCUAAUUUUUUUUCAUCAGCUCAUACCCCGCAGUCCUUUCUUCCCUCCAAAGUGCCCCUAGGAAGAAAAAAGAGUGUACCAAAACUACAAAAAAAGAAGAAGAAGAGGGGAAAGGAGGAAAGGAAGGGGGGGAGCCGCUUCUCCAUGCCACUUUAUAGAAAACGCAACAAUGUGUAAAUGCAUAAUUUAUGUCCCACUCAUAAUUAAAUGAUAGAGCCUCCGGGAUGGACUUAAAAAAAUGAUCUCUGCACUUUUUUUCCCCUCCAAGAGGAUGUUCUAUAAAAAUUGCCCAGAGUAUUUUAAACAAAAUGUGUUCCACUUUAUACUCAAAGGUUUUUAUGGGGGUUUGAUUGAGUUAGUUAUUUUUUCCCCCUUUUCUUUUCUUUUUAUUUUUUAUUUAAGAUUUUAAAAUUAACAUAUGAAACAAGGAAAGACGGAUAGGUAGGAUGCGGGAAAUGUAAGUUUGCGAUUUGGCAAACCCCUCUGAGCGGCUUUCUCCCCCCCCCCCCCGCCCCCGCCCCAAAUAGGGGAGCUUGCCCAUGGGAGGGCUACCCUACAGCAGACCUUGGCACUGAGCAGCCUUGAUGGUUUGACACUCAUUAGCGAGGACCAGAGCAAUGGGGGCAUUUUCAUUGGGAGCGUUGAGCAUCCAGCUGCCUGUCUCAGGAUGUUUGGCAGGGGGGAGUGAGCGUGGAAAGGCCUCUAUUGGCAGAGGAUGUUUUGGGCAGAGCAAAUGGGCUUCAGGCUACAGCGAGAAACCAAGUGAAGUCAGUUGCAAAACAUGUCACUGUGGCACUUUGGGUGGUUGGGAUUUUAUUGCUCUAAAUACCUGGCCCAGGUGAAGAGCAGUAUGCAGUUCAAAAAGCUGGCUUAUGGCCUUUAAAAAAUAAAAUAAAAUAAAAAACAUUGUGGUUGUGUCAACACAAACAAGGCAAAUCAUUUCCCCAGUCUUUUAUCCUUUAUGCAAGAGCAGAGAAUGGCAACAUGGCACCCACAGAAGCCUUCACUGGCGCCCAUAGGGCCCCCUCCCCCCCCCACAGAAAAUACUUUUGAAAGAAGUGUUUUAUUGCAGCCAAUAGAAUAGGUCGGCGGGGAUGGUGCCCACAACAGCUUCUCCAGCUUACAGCUGUACCCACAUGCCCCAAAAGGUUGGCAACCUCUUGGGCUAGACCAUGAUAGUGAGGUCUCUCUUCAACAAGUUGUAGGGCAGAGCUUGUUGUUUUAUACCCCGGGGUUGUUCCCUGCCCCAUCUAAAUCUAAAUGGCUUAAAAUUCAUUUCAGGUUAACAAACAUCCUAGCCCUCCACAGCGACAGAGUCUUCAGUGUUAAUCUCUGGCUUGCUGAUAUUCACUCCUAUUUUGAUGGUUAGGCAGGGGAUUUGAAACUGUGACAGCAAUCUGUCCUUGAGGUUCAGGACAGCCUUUGCCCACACAGUGCCCUCCAGAUGUUUCGGGUUGCAAUUUGGCUGACAGAAGUUGCUGUCGAAAACAUCUGGAAGGUGCCAGGUGUUGGCAAAGGCUGGCUUAGAAUUCGGAAGGUCCACAUUCUGCAUCUGGAUACUUGUUUAAUUCUGAACUCCAUUUUACGUUUUUUAAUUGGGGGGGCGGGCGGUAACCAGACAGGCUUGAAUUCAUAACUGGAGAGAGAGGACUCGCCCCACAUCCUAGUCACAAAUGCUUUCUCAGAAAAUUGAAUCGUUAAGCCCUGUACGACCUUUUUAAAAUGCACGGCUCUUGAACGAGAACAGAGGAUGGAGUUCGUUCUGUUCUGUUUAAUGAAGACGCACAACACCCUCUGCUAUGUAUAGACUCUUUCUCGACGACACCUGCAAAUUUUGUCUGCUGCAAACAUCAGGUGUUGCAAAUUGUGGUGUCGCAGAAGCGGGUGCUUGCGAGCUUGUUGUCCAUUUUAGCUGAAAAAUAAUUCAGGAUAUAUGUUACAUUAUCCCGUGAUGCAUUUCAAAGACUAUUUUCAGUGGCAAAGUGGCAGGCACGCCUUACAGAACAUUGCAGCGCAGUGAACUAGAAAGCAGGCAUUUUCUGCCAUUUGCCCUUCCCUGUAGGAUGCCCUUCCUUCUGAUGGAGGCAGCGUCCAUCAGUUGUGUCCCACAUCAUGUGAAGACAUAUCUCUUGGCACAGACUUUCCCUGGCCAAUGAGAUUCAACCUUGUUAUUUGUGAAUUCCUAUUUUUACGUAUUUUUUAUAACAGAAAAUAGAAGUGCUUUUAAGUAAAUGAAUAAAACCAACAAGUUUUGCGACAAGGUUGAUGAGGUAAACUUACCACAGCAAAGGUCGGUCCAGGUUUUAGACCAGGGGGACAUUUUGAAAGAGUGCUCUAGGCGCCAGUCACAAAAUGGCUGCCGUGGGGGACAUGGCAUAACACAAAACCAGAGAAAUUGUAUUUCCAUGCUAGAAAAGACUUAACCUGUAGGGUUUUAUUUUCCACCUCUUUCUCCAAGGAGCGCAAGGUGACGUACACAAUUCUUGCUCUCUUCAUUUAAUCUGCACAACAACACUGAGGUGAGCUAUGCUGAGAGGCAGUGACUGGUCCAAAAUCAUCCAGUGACUGAGUAGGAAUUUAAACCCCAGGUCCUAGUCUGAGAUUCUAACCACUAUACUACACUGGCUCUUAAGAAUUAUGGGGUCAGGGCUUCACAUUUUUGUUGCUAAUUCAUGACUUACAGUCCUGAACAUUGCUAAUGUUAAUGGCUGGAAAGGACCCUUUUUAUUUUUUGGUGCAACAUGCGUCCCUCCCAUUGUAGGUUUUCUUUUAAAAUCACAGAUACCAGAAAUGCCAUUUUUCCUUGCAAAAACAUAAUGACCAAAAGCAUCGUUACAACAGAUAGCAAAUUCAGCCAUAUAACACUGUGGUUGAAAAGGCCAAGGCCUCCCCCAGUUUAUGACAAGAGAUGUUCUGUUUCUAAAACUUGGGAAAUCAUGCUCGGCUCGCCACAGAGAUGAUCUCUUUUAGAGUGUUUCCUUCUGGGUAGCAGCACACUUCAAGAAGGCUUUGAACAAAUUGGGAGAGGAGAGCUAUGAGAAUGAUUCUAAAGGGAUCUGUCUUGAAGGCAGUUUCCGGGAGGGAAGACUGGCAGAAUUGGAGAUGUUUAGCCCCAGAGAAACAACGGGAGACGUCUCAGUUCUGAACACUGUGAACUUGGAAAUUGCUCCCAUUGAUUUCAGUGAAACAUGCGUCAAGGGGAAGCGUGCUCUGGGUUGCUUGCAGCCUAAAAGUGUGGCAAGGGAAGGGCACAUAAGAAGAGGCCCCUGCAGUUGAGCAUCCUGUUCUCACAUUGCCCAACCAGAUGCUUCUUCUGGGAAACCCACAAGCAGGACCCAAUCAGAAGAGCACUGUCCACUCCUGUGGUUUGCAGCAGCUAGUAUUCAGAAGCAUAUCUGUCUGUCUGUGGUCACAAAACAUGAAUUAAAGUAUUCAAAUGCCCUGAGUUGCUGAAUCAACCAGAUUCAUUCCUAGGCCACGGUGGGGUUGGGGGAGGUCCUCAACCAUGUUUCUUCUUGCUUACAAAUGAAAUAAAAUCAGACCAAACAGUUACGGAAUCAUUCUUCCUUCUUUCACAUCUAAGGACUCUCAGCUUAUUCAUUAGUUUUUCCAGCAUGUACCAAGUAGUAAGGUGGGCCACGUCUAAUUUUCUCCAAAACUGUGUGAUGAUCAUUCCAGGUGCUUUAAACAGGUGCACUGUUAUCUCUUCCCCCCACCCCUCCUUUCAUUUUUUUUUUUAUCUUUACCCAAAAAAGGGUAUUUUUUCUUUCUAGGCCUUUUGCUCGUUCUCCCUCGGGUCCUUUCACGUUCUUGCAUUGCGAAGUGAUACAAGAUCAGGGCAGAAGUCAGGGGAACGAGGCUGAUGUUUGCCUCCUCGAACACCAAGACAGUGCGCCUGUCCCAGGGCCAGUCAAUGCUCACAGGGUUCAAGAGAAGCCAUGAGAAGAGAUCAAAGCUCAGCUUUGCCUUGCAUGACUUGGGAAGUCCAGGUGGCUGGCGGAAAGGAGGCCUGUCUGUUGCCUACCAAAAGAAAGUGAAAAGGAGACUUUGGAAUUGAAAGCAGGAGGAAGAAAGGAAAGGAUGGAGGAGUUCACCGAAAUAUUUAUAAUCACCUCAAGCAAACCAUAUAAUCUGUGCUCUGUAAGGGGAUUCGGUAGGUCUAGGAUUCUGGGGAGAGCACUGAACCUAUGAAUUUAAGAAGAGUCCUGCUGGAUCAGGCCAAUGGCCAAUCUAAUCCAGCACCCUGUUCCCUCAGCGGUCAGCCAGAUGCCUGUUGGAAACUUGCAAGCAGUCACUUUUCAUUGCCCAGCCCUCAACUGCAAUAAGGUUCCCAGCCUUCCUGCUUUAGUAUAUUGGCUAAAUAUACUAAGCAGUAUAUAUACUGCUUUAGUAUAUUAGUUGGGGAGGCAUGGAAUGAGGUGUAUCGCUUUUGACACAACGACAGCUUGUAUUAUUUGAUAAUCCCCUUGUCAUGUGUCGCUACGUUGCUUAUGAAUUUUGUAUUCUGGAGUAACUGAAUUGCCUCCUUUGUUCUUAAGUUGUUGAACCAAGCAUUUGUUUAUAAGCCUGUUGUAGCAUUUUACUGUCAGAGAAUGUUCAUCUUGCUUGGCUGUCCUUUGAAACAGUGACAUUUGCGCUUCGUAUUAUAUUUCUUCAUUCAGUGCAUAGUUUAACGAUGGGACCCACUGGAGGGAGCAAUGGCCACCAAAAGAGGGUUAGAUGAAUCCAUGGAGGAGAGGGCUAUUGAUAUCUACUAGCCACGAUUGAUAUCUACUGCCUCCAUGGUCAGAGGCAGAAAUGUUUUUGAAUACCAGUCACUGGGGACCACAAGAGGGGAGAGGGCUCUUGUGCUGGGGUUCUGUUUGUGGGAUUUCCAAUGGGGCACCUGCUUGGCCACUGUGAGAACAGGAUCCUGAACUAGAUGGGCCUUUGGCCUGAUCCAGCAGGCUCUUCUCAUGGAUGCAGGGGGGAAACACCCGGUUUGGAGGCAAGUAGGACCUUGCAGUUCUGCUGGGCCAUGGAGGUGUCCUUGAACCCCUUCAAAGCUCAGGUUGAUAUCACAAACCAGGUGGCAUCCCAGAGGUGGAGUGCUGAGCAGCCAUUCUGACUGGCUGCCCAGUUGAGAUUAGCGGUGAGGACUUUAGGUGGCUGAAGGGCACAGGCAGGAAUAUAAACACAGGCACAUUAACAGCACACAUACACCCUGAAUACCCCAACCUGUUUGGUAGGAAAAUCCCUUAGCGGCCAGAACAAUUACACCAGUAAAGAAGAUGCUCAUAACAGCCUGCUGCUUUUUCUCCCCCCAUCUAGCACAGCAUAUUAAUGAUGAGUUAUGGCCUCAUUUUAUGAUGACUGAAGCCCCAACGUUGCUUUUCCUUAAGAGGUAGCAUCAAUAUCACUACCAGCCAGUAUUUUACUCCAUAAUGUACUGAACUGCCCUGCAGAGUGCUUGUUUGUUUGAUUAAUAUUUGGGUUUUUCUGCAGAGGUUUGCUGUAAGCAAGACUUUAAUCACACUGCAGUCAUUUAGGAAUAAGUUAUAGAAUUAUCGCUGCAUAAUAUGCUGGGAGAUCCUGAAAAGACCAGAAAUGUAUCAUGCAGAGUCUAGCUGGCUCUCGGGGGCCCUUUUCACCACCUCUGGACCACGAGACCAAAAUACUUUGCAGGGCAACACGCACAAAUGAAAUAGCGUCCAGAUAGCGUCCAUCUGCAGGAAGCUGAGAUGGCUUUGAAAAAGGAAAGCCAGUGAGUAGGGCUGGAUACAGAAGGCAUGAACUCAAGUGUGUCUUCAGCUGUGGACAAAAUGGAUAGCAAUUUAUAAGUCAGACUCCAUCCCUGAGCAUCACUUUCCUCCUAAAGUUGGCCUGUUUCACAGGGUUGUCGUCUGGCUGGACAAGGAAACAUUGUGCGUAGAAGGCCAUGGGGAGAUCAACCUGGCCCCACCCAUUAGCCAGUGGAGCUCCAAGGCUGCUUUCCUCCUCCCACCCCAUUCCUAUUUCCUUUUAUGUCGAGUCUCUUAGAUUGUGAGUCUGUAGCCAGUGACAGCAUUUGGAAGAAAUUCAGGUAAUUUCUUCAAAGUUAGGUAAUAAUACAAACCUUUAGCCACAGGGGGAAAGUUGAGCUACAAAUCGCCUUCGUCUAACAUUUUACUCCAGUGACAACUUUACUGUAUAAUGUGGGGCUUUCCUAAGGGUGAAAUUAGAUGUGAUGUGGAAGCUCCAAACAUGGAGCUUUCAAAAAGCAGCUGCACAGAGUGUUGCAUCCAACUUAACUCAACCCUUCCCCAAAACUGCUAUUAACCACAGGCUUCUUCUCUUCAAUGUGUGAACUGCCCCAUCUCGUCUAGAGGGAGCACCCAGGGCAAUUUUGAUCAGGGCCACAGUGCAGCAAGAAACCCCCUUUUUGGACUUGCUGCACCCCUGAUCUAAUCCCCCACCCAAGGCUGCUGUUUUUGGGGAAAGAAAAAGAGUGUUCGUUAUAUCACCCUUAUGUCAUCUCUGCUUUGAUCCUUACCCGGAGUCAGACUGCUGGUCCAUCUUAUUUAAUAUUGGUUGUGACUGUCACUAGCUCUCUAAAGCAGGCUUUGCCAACCUGGUGCCCCCUGGAUCUUUUAGGCUACAAUUCCCAUCAGCCUCAGCCAUCGCAGCUGUUUGCCUUGGGCUGGCUGGCCAUUUUCUGUUUUCAGAGUCUAAGGCUGCAUUCACAUGGCAGUUUAUACCAUUUCCUCAUAGUUUCCCUAACCGUUAAUUUCUGAAUUAUAUUUGCACUUUCACACAGCAAUACAAGCUUAGCACUCAUUUCCAUGUUACUUGAUUCCUUAAAAAAAAUUAUAUGCUUGGAGGCCCUUUAACCCAGAAUAUCAUGGGAGUAAAGUGAUGAAAUUUAGGGCCGUAUAGCGGCAUACAGUUUUCCUCCCUGCUGCUUUAAUGGGGGAAGAGAAGCACACGGCUGUGUGGAAAGAGUUGGAGGAGCAGCAACAUUGUCCAAUGUGGUUUGCUGUUGUGCCCCCCACGCCCACUGAUGUGAAUGAAAUUUAGCUCAACAUGCUGGUGUAUCGGUAAAAAAAUAAUAAUCAUAACACAAUUCACAAUUUCAAAACACACCAAGUACUGCGGUGUGAAAGGACCACAGGACCGAAGCACUAGAAUAUUAAUCAGGAAAACGAAUGCAAUGUUCCCCAUGCCUGAAAUGCACCCCUAGUUGACACGUGCGGAGUCCUAUAUGUGGGGCUGCACAGAGACUUCAGCAAAGAAAUACAGUGGUACCUCGGGUUAAGAACUUAAUUCGUUCUGGAGGUCCAUUCUUAACCUGAAACUGUUCUUAACCUGAAGCACCACUUUAGCUAAUGGGGCUUCCCGCUGCCACCAUGUGAUUUCUGUUCUCAUCCUGAAGCAAAGUUCUUAACCCGAGGUACUAUUUUUGGGUUAGCGGAGUCUCUAACCUGAAGGGUCUGUAACCCGAGGUACCACCGUAACUGUGCGUAACCUUUGCACUGUCGCCCAUUAACCGCAUUGCGUGUCCUGGCUCCCAUGGGUGGAUAUAGGACUCGUACUUUCAGUUCAGUUCAGUAGGAUUCCUUUGGUCCUUUCAGAGUCAUGAGCACAUUUGAUACGGAGCCUUCUCCAAUAUUAACUGGUGCUUUCCCCCUCAGGUGCUUGAACGGUUGUUCCAGAAGGGCUUCAACGUGGCGGCGUCCUGCGGAGGAGGCGUGGAUUCUUCUCAGUUCAGCGAAUAUGUACUAUGUCGUGAGGACAGGAGACUGCAGCCCAACACCACAAUCAGGAUAAAGCAAGAGCCCCUGGACUAA